AUGCCGGCAGGUGAGGCCACAGGAAGGGGCGGCCUGGGGUGGAGGGGUAGCACUGGGUAUUAAGCUCUGGGGGACAUUUAGGACAAAAUAAAGGGGUUUUGUGUAUUUUUUUUAAAUUUACUUUUUUUUAAAUAAACCCUUUAUUUUGGGCUAAAAGGUAAAUUCCUGGAUAUUCCCUCCAUCAAGCAUUUGAAUACUACAUACACCAUGUGUUCCCUGAGAGUGUUAAUCCUACAUGAAAAGGGCUGCCCUGGUGUAUGUAGACAUCAUAUGCUGUUGGGAAAUUUAUUUAUUUUUUUAAUUUGUGUGAAAAUAUGUAAUAUUAUUUGGGGAGGGAGGUGGGUGUAUGUUUUAAAUUAAAUUUUUAUUUUAUUUUUUCAUGUGUAUAUAUUGAAAAUUUUGAGUAAUUCCUUCGCCUGUCUUUCUCAAGUCCUUUCUUUCGGCAAUCUUUACGCACCUUAAUUUGGGUUGUCUGUUACCUGGGACAAAGCUCGCUGUAUUGCGGACAACCAUGAAAACCAUGUACGUCCGCUCGCGGUAUUUCCUCUUCGAUGACUUUGAGAAAGCAGCAGACCCAUUUACAACUGGUCGGCAUUGGGUCCGAUAACUGACAACCCAAGGAGUGCAAAGAGAUUGUCCGAGGGGAUGGAAACCGUAGCAAGGGGUGUCUUUGAGAAUUUCCAUAUACAUGAUUUGAAAAAUAUUUUAACAUAUAGUAUUUCUUUGCCACACUGUAGGCUUUAUACACUUUUGCCCAAUAGCAAUAAGUGGCCUGUUUUGAAAGAAAGCACACAGUGGGUUAUUCACUAAAAUGUGAAAAUAGUGGGAAUACCAAGUUUCACAUUUCAGACCAACGUAGUGAGAUUGGGAAAACUCUUCAUGUGAGCAAUUAUGGUCUCGGGUUUCAAAUUCUCUUGGAAUUUUCUGACCUUUCACAUUUCAGUGAGUAACCGACAAGUUCUGCCAAUUUAAUUCUUUGUCAGAGGGUGUGACUUUUUUCCUGUUCUUGUGAUAAUCAUAUUCUAUAUUCAAUAGAAUGGAUCUACAGUAGUAACAGAUACUCGUAGUGUAAUAUCAUAAAUACACCAUAUAGUAGUAUUUAAGGUUGCACUCACAAACUAAUAUUUAUUUUAAAGAUAUUUUACCAGGAAAGAUACAUUGAGAUUUCUCUCAUUUUCAGGUAUGUCAUGGGUCCACAAAACAUUGCAUUGAUACAAUAGGGUAAAAUAAAAUACAAAAACAUUAUACACAAUAUAUACAAAAUUUAACAUGGAACAGGUAGGGAAUGUAUAAUCAACCAUAACUCGUGUCUUCUGUUUUGAGGUAUGUAGAGAGGGAUCUCUUAAAGGACUUUAGGCUUGGGGAAGAUUUGAAAGUGUGCGGGAGGUCGUCCCAUAAGGCUUGCAGCGCAUCCGGUUUCGGGAGUAAGCUACAGAUGUUGCAGUGCACCAAAGAGAGGCUUUAUUUUGUGGGGAGAUUAGGACUAGAAUUAGUUGGGGGACCAGGGUUAGACUCCACAUCAUUUGCAGGGGCAAGUAACAUAAGGAAUAGGAAUUUGGACAUCAUUUUUGUUUGGCCAUUAAUUGAUUGAAGGCAUAUCAAUUAUUAAAGUUGGCAAAACAUCUUCCAUACGUGAAAGGGCAUUUGUAAGAGAAUAAAAAGCAAAUAAUAAAUGCAGACUUUUUUUUUUAAAAUUUUUUUUUUUUUUUUUGUGCAAGGAAAUAUAACAGGCUUGGGGUGCCCCAAAAGCAUUCCCUUCGCUAUUUUCAUCGUUUUUAACAUUGGGGUGUUUGAGGUUACAUGCACAUUUUUAGGUUAAUUGUGAAGACAUUGGUCAUGCUGAAACGUAACUAUAGGCAUACAUAUGUGUUAUCUUAGCGUGGUUGCAUAUAUCAGGCAAUAUCUCAACAGCAGAGAUGAGGUGCAAUUUUAAAACUAGAACAAGCUUCUCAGGCUUAGUCGUUUAUGUCCUUAAUACUCAAUAUUAAUCACUCUAAACAGUAUGAUAUGUAAGUAAGUUUGUGUGUGGUGUCCUGUCUCGUCUGAGCAGCUCUAGUACCAUCCUGGUAGAUUUGCACAUCUCUGAGUAGUUGAAGCAACUAAUGCAAGUGGCCUAGGCACUGAUCUAUCCAGUAAGUCCAGGGCAUGCGUAAUGUACCUUCGCUAGCUAACCUACUGUGAUGCAUAUACAGUCCUGUGGCACUAACUUAUAUAACAGAGACCGUAGUAGGGUUAAGUAUUUACAUGCUAGAACAGGGUUGUUAUGGUGGUCCAGUAGAUAAUGGCUUCUCUGGGCUGCAACUCACUGCCGAUAGUCCCCGGAGCAAUUCAUCCGAUGCCUGACCUCUUGAGGCCAUGUGGGCUUGCAUGCGGUGUAUAGAGGGUGGGUGCAGUUGGCGGAGUCUUGCUAGAGCUCGGUCCAAGGUCACAAGGAGGGAAGAGAGCGAGUGUCUCUAAUCGGUGGGGUUCAGUACUUCUCCUUUCUAUUGUGGAGCCUCUGCUGUCUUGGUGGCACGAGUUUUCACCGCGGGUGGGAGUGAUGGAGGGUCUGUUAAUCUCUAUUCUCUUGGGAUGCUUUUGCCUCAGUUUGUGGGUGAUUCUUCCAGGUUUUCCUCCCUUUAGCCCGCAGCUAAGGUGUGGGUGAUUGAGUGUGACGGUGUUGCGUCCGUGGGUUUUCCUGUCACCUCCCUCUGCCUGCGACUCUUUUUACCCAUUGCUUUUAGGUCAUGCAGGUCUGGUAUGGCUGUUUGUUGCCGCUCUUUAAGUUUUUGUGUUUUCAGAAGCGGCUGAAAAUCUCCAGCCGCUGCACGAUGUCAAACUGUCGGCUCAGUGUCGACAGCUUGCUUUCAGGUGCUGUGUUGUCAGCCGCCAUCUUAGGUGCAUCUCGUGAGGGACUGCAUCUCUGCGUUUCAUUUUUAUGUUUGAGAUGUGGUCUUGGCUGAUUGCUCCAGUCACCCUGUGUGGACCGGGUUAACCAAUGCCAGUCCCUGAGGGGGGAGGGUAGGAGGCAAGUGCACUGAGGGAUCUGUUCUCUGCUUUACCGUCCAGGAGAGCAGCCGCCUCUCCCCGUCUCGGCCACAGGCAGGCCUCAUUGUCAGGAUUACAGAAUGAUCUAGCACAUAGAAUUGUGUAACACAGAGGACUGAUAAGUAAUGUAUACCGGACCCUAGAAUGGCUGGACUAAUGUCCCAAAGAAUAGACAGGAAUAGCCGAGGUCAAGGGAAACAGAAAGAGACACAAAGAUAAGGAAAUGCCAGGAGUCAGGGAUGCCAGAAAACAGGGAAGUCAAAUAACCAGAAUUACCAGAAUCAAAUAAUGCGCUCUCGGGAAACCACGACAGGGCACUGAGCAGGAUGAGAACUGGGCCUAAAUACCCCUACUAUAGAUCUGAUAGGCUGUAGCUGGUCUUUGACCCCAAAGGCAGUUACCAGGUUCCAAUUUGCAUAAUUUUUGCUCAGCAUUAACCCUUCUGUGGAUUUGGUUGCUGCUCGGCACAACUUUUCCUGUGUGGACAGUAAAUGCCAUUAACCUCAUUUUUAUAAGCGGAUGAAUACGUGACACUCAUUUGCUCGUUGUCGGUUCCCGGGCGGUGAGUUUCUCGAUUCCGGUGUCUUCGGGUUCCCCCUAUACGGCUCGUGCCUUCUGGCAGGUGAAGGCGUUGAAUUUCGUUUUUUUUCCCCUUAUGUCUGGUUUGUCAUGAGCUGAUUUUCAGCGUGUCCGUCCAUUACUGUGGUUAGGCUCCGGCCCCCAAUGCAGACUGUGGUUUUUUUUUUUUUUUGUUUUUUUUUUAACCUGGUUGUGCAUGUUAGUUAAUAACACUUACAAGAUCGUAGUGAUACAUAUGCAUAUCAAUUCCCAGGAUAUUCUAGUCCUCAGCAGCAGUCCACAGGCUAUCUCAAUAGAGAAUAGGAAAACCACUUCCUCAAUUGGCAGUGAGAUUUAUUAAAUAAAACAACAAAAUUAGAACGAAAUAAAAUAAAACUGAAUAUUAACAAUAAAUGAAUAAAAAAAACUCUACAAUAGCCCAACCCUACGUGUUCCAUCGAUAAACUGCAGAUUUUCUAAGGGGUAAAAAUAAAUGUCCAAUCCUUUUUUGAAGAAAAUAGGACCGAAAGAUUAGAGGUGAAUUACUCCAGAAUCAUAAGCAUACAAGAGAAAUUCCAAUUUCAAAUAUGCGUUUAAUACCCAGUACAAUUCCAAAGCCUCCAAUAUUCAUCGUAUUAUUAAAAAGCACUGGUCACUUCCUUUAGAAGAUGACUUCUUAAAAACGAAACUUCUGAGGAAUCCUAAGACUAUUUAUUAAAACAAAUUUAAAAUUUUUUUUUUUUUUAAUAUUAUUGCCCCUAGCACCUUUCGGAAGGAAGCGGGUAGGUAGAAGUGCAAUAUUGAUUUCCACACAGGUGGAAACUGUAAAGCAUGUGGACAUUCUUAUAAGUCCUAUAAAGAUUUCAAAAGUACUCAGACAUCUGAAGUUUUUAAAGUUAAGUCACAUCUCUUGUUCCUCAACACAUGUUGUGUACCUGAUCACUUGUGGAUGUGGGGAGGACUGGGAGGCUAGAAGAAAAAGAUCUGUCACUCCAAUAAUAUGAAAUAAAGAUUAUUGAUUAAAAAUCUCAAAUACUUUAUUAAAUCAAAAAAGACUCACAGUUAACAGGACAAGCCCUAACUAUAGCUACCAGACACGAAAGUAUGUAUGGUGAGAAAUAACACACACGUGUAAAUAAUAAAGCACACAAACACACUGAGCUGGCACACAGAUAUAUAUCAAUAUGUAUGUGAGUCUUUUUUGAUUUAAUAAAGUAUUUUUGAGAUUUUUAAUCAAUAACCUUUAUUUCAUAUUGUGACAGAACCAUCUGUUUGGUUAUUUCAGGUGUAUUCGUCUGUUUCUAUCCUGUUCGUGCAAAUGGCUGUUUCCUAUAGCCUAGCCAUACGAAUGACUGUUUUUCCCAAACAAACCUACCGAACGGACGGCCACCCAGGAGAGAAGUGUGCUGCUAAUUAACCUAUUGAUCCCAAUUAGAACGUUGUGGUUAACCUCAGACCCUUCUCAAUUAAACCGAAUUCAGGGUGGUCGUCGUACGUAUGUCGACCACGAGGCAGCGGCCAUUUUAAACCACGCGAAAGCCCAGCGGUGUUUGGCUCUAUUUCUAUGGAACUAAAAACUGACACUUUUUCUGCCGAAAACCGAUGAAACAACGGAACGCCUGGAUGCCUCCACGAAAGCAUACGAAUACCGGCCGUUCGGGAGCUUUGAAGCAUACGAAAAGACUUAACCCAGAUAGCCUUCCCAUGGAGUCAUUCGUAUACCGAAGGACUGUAAGAACUUUGACUCCGUGGUGAUUGAACUAUGUGUGUGGGAUCUGAGCGCUAUUCGCUAAUAAUAUGCACUCAGAUCCAGGCUAUCUGGGGAUAUGUGAUAAGAAUGGGAAAUGUUCGGUUUUUGUGAAGUUCUGUAUUUUUAUGUCUUUUGAUUUUAUAUUUAAAAUGGCGACUGGCUUUGUCCUGGAGAUAAUUGAGUUACUCCUUAAUUAUCUCCAGGGCAGACAGGAGAAAACCAUAUUGCAUUGUGGGUAAAAUAUGUGACUGUGUGUCUGGAAUGUCCCCAUAUCUGUCUGUCAUUCAAGUCUCCCAUUUGGUCCCCUAGGAGAGUGUCCACCAAGUGGGAGACCUGCAUAAAUACUGGCAGGUAGCCCACAGUAAAGCCAGAUCCUGUUUGACCCUCAAUGCAGAGCUUCUGUCUCGUUAUUGGGGGGAUUUCUUCUUUACGCUUUGUGAGCGUAAAAGUGGAAUUGUGGUUGAUGGAAGAUACAUCAGGCCUGAUUUGUUAAACAGCAACCUGAGAAGAGAGGGAGAGAUGUUAGAGUUUGCAAUCUACAUUGCUGAGGUUCUGCAAAACAUGGUAUGGGUCCCUGGGGCGGAGUAUUUGGAGAGCAGGGUGGGUCAAUGCUCCAACAGCAUUAGUUGCUGUGUAACAGACCACUAUUUGGAUCUGACUUACAAGUUAGUUAAUUGGCACUCACCUGUAGCCAGUUAAUUAGUAGACAGGCCUUUAACCCCUUAAGGACGGAGCCAAAUGUACACGUUGUGAACGAAACAAAAUGUAAACAAAACCUGGCAUUUGCGCUACAUGUCUGUCCAACCGUAAUACACCUCUUUCAUAGUAAAUGCACCCACCCUUAUUAUAUAUCAUUUUAUUCAGGGGAAACAGGGCUUUCAUUUAAUAUCAAAUAUUUAGCUAUGAAACAUAAUUUAAUAUGAAAAAAAUGGGAGAAAAUAAAUGUUAUUUAUUUAGUUCUACAUGACAUUUUAACGGUCAAUGUCAUAAUACUGUUUGCUUUUACUGCAAUAAAAUACACAUAUUUGUAUUCAGCAAAGUCUCACGUGUACAACAGUACCCCCUACGUACAGGUUUUAUGGCGUUUUGGGAAGUUACGGGGUCAAAUAUAGCACGUUACAUUUGAAAUUGAAAUUCGCCAGAUUGGUUAUGUUGCCUUUGAGACUGUAUAGUAGCCCGGGAAUGAAAUUUACACCCAUAAUGGCAUACCAUUUGCAAUAGUAGACAACCCAAGGUAUCGCAAAUGGGGUAUGUCCAGUCUUUUUUAGUAGCCAUUUGGUCACAAACACUGGCCAAAGUUAGCGUUAGUAUCUGUUUGUGUGAAAAAUGCAAAAAAAGCCAAUUUUGGCCAGUGUUUGUGACUAUGUGGCUACUAAAAAAGACUGGACAUACCCUGUUUGCAAUACCUUGGGUUGUCUACUAUUGCAAAUGGUAUGCCAUCAUAGGGGUAAUUUUCAUUCUUGAGCUACCAUAGGGUCUCAAAGGCAACGUAACCAAUCUGGCGAAUUUUAAUGUGAAAAAAAUGAAACGCAAGCCUUAUAUUUGACGCUGUAACUUUUGAAAACACCAUAAAACCUGUACAUGAGGGGUACUGUUGUUCUCGGGAGACUUCGCUGAACACAAAUAUUUGUGUUUCAAAACAGUAAAAAGUAUUGCAGCAAUAAUAUCGUCCGUGUAAGUGCUGUUUGUGCGUGAAAAAUGCAAAAAACUUCACUUUUACUGGCGAUAUCAUUGUUGUAAUACAUUUUACUGUUUUGAAACACUAAUAUUUGUGUUCAGCGAAGUCUCCCGAGUAAAACAGUACACCCAAUUUACAGGUUUUAUGGUGUCUUGGAAAGUUAUAGGGUUAAAUAUAGUGCUAGCAAAUUAAAUUCCCUAUACUUUCGGCAUGGGUUGUCAGGCAGGUCCCGCUAAUUGUAAUUAAUUAGGAUACCUAAUUAUGUAAAAAUAUUACAUAAAUAUAUGUGUAGAAUUAAUAUAUGUGUAUAUAUACGUGUGUGUGUGUGUGUAUGUGUAUAUAUAUAUGUGUGUAUGUAUGUAUGUAUGUAUGUAUGUAUAUAUAUAUAUAUAUAUAUAUAUAUAUUUUUAAAAUAUUUGUAUUUAUAUAUAGGUGUAUAUAUUUAGUGAUAUAUAUGUAUAUAUUUAUGUAUAUAGAUUUCGUUCUACGUGUAUUUUGAUAUAAAUAUAUAUAUUAAUAUCACAAUACAGUUAGAACGAAAUAACAAACAUCUAUAUAUUUUUUUAUUAUUUUUAAUUUUUUUAAUUUUUUUAAUUUUAUUUUUUUUACUUAUUUACAUUUUUUUAUAAUAUAUAUAUAUAUAUAUAUAUAUAUAUAUAUCUAUCAAUAAUUAUAUAUAUUUAAUCAGUAUUAGUCUACGUGUAAUUUGAUAGUAAUAUAUAUAUAUAUAUAAAUAAUUAUAUAUAUUAAUAUUUAAAUACACUUCGUGUGUGUGUGUGUGUGUGUGUGUGUGUAUAUAUAUAUAUAUAUAUAUAUAUAUAUAUAUAUAUAUAUAUAUAUAUAUAUAUGUAAUAUAUAUAUAUAUAAUAUAUGAUCUAAGUAUAUUUUAUAUGUAACUGUAAUUUUUUUUUAAACUAAUUUAUUUUUUUUACAGGACAGGGGGCAGACACAGUGUCAGCCAGUGAUUUUACAUCACUGGCUGACACACAGGAUCAGUGAUCACAGUGACUGCCUGUCACUGUGAUCACCUCCUGCAGAUUGGGUAAUUGGCCACAGGGGGGAGUGCCUGGGUGGUACAAGCACUCCCCCCUUCCAAUCUGCAGGGGGAUCUUGUGCCAGUUACAUGUGUCAGCCAAUAGGCUGACACAUGUAACACUGAUCGCAGUGACAGGCUGUCACUGCGAUCUCAGAAGUGCAGAUCGCGGUCACUGACCCCAGGGGGACUGCCUGGGGGGCCAGGUAAGUCCCCCGACCGCGAUCUGCACGGGGUAGCCGCUGGCCACGUGUGUCAGCCGAUUUGAAAUCGGCUGACACACGUUAAAAAACUGAUCGCAGUGACAGCCUGUCACUGCGAUCAGUGACUGCAGAUCGCGGUCACCGGCCACAGGGGGGGUUGCCUGGGGGGCCGGGCAUCCCCCCCGACCGCGAUCUGCAGCGGGCGAAUAGCGCCGGCCACGUGGGCGGCCAUUAAAGUGAGGGCGUACUAUUACGCCCGCCGGCGUUUAGAGCCGGCUCCUGCAGGGCGUAAUAGUACGCCCUCCGUCCUUAAGGGGUUAAAAGAAGAGGGCAGCCUGCUGCAGAGUGAUGGAGAAAAAGACAGCUAGGAGAGUGAAAGAUUAUUGUGUUUAUUGCAAAGCCAUUUCUUUUGGAAAAUUGGUAAGUGGGAAAGCCACCCAAUUAUAGAGAGUAAUUCCUGUCUAGUAAGAGCAAGGGAUUUUGUUUUUGUUAUUAUUUAAAGCACCUGUUUUCUUAUUUGUAUUGCAGAAGGGGAAGGUCGCCUAAACGGCGGUUUCGUUUAAAGACACUAGGGGUGUCUUAACACAUAUUAUUGGAGGGACAGAUCUUCUCUUUCUUUUUGUCAAUUAUUUCAUUAGGGUUACCCACUGUCCUGUCCCCUUGAAUUUUUGGCCAACCAAUCUCUAAGAUGCCUAGAACAUUACAAUAAUAUAUGGAAAAAGAUGACUACACAUUCUGUCCCUAUGCACUGCAAUUCAUGUCCAUUCUUUAAGAACAAUCUCAAUUUUAUGGCUAUUGAGAGUGCAAUUAGACCAAAGAGGAGGGGAUUUGAUGUUAAAACUGAGAAGAAGGCUUCUGGAUCCACAAACUAAACACCAUGCAACCUAGGGGUUUAAAGGUAGAUUUGAGUUUUUUUUUUUUUUUUUAUAUAUUGACUUAAAUUUUUCUUUUAAAUAUUCUCAUUAGUUUUAGGUUUUGUUCAUGUUAGUAAGCUCUUUGAAUACUUCUGAUCGUACAUCUAUAUUUUUUUUGUUCUUUUUACUUGUAUAUUGUGUAUUUCACUUAAGGGUUAUUACAUACUUUGAAUAUGAUAUAACUGUGCUGUGCAAUUUUGGGCACCUGUUCUAAAGGAGGAUAUUAUGGCACUAGAAAAAGUGCAGAGGCGGGCUACAAAAUUAAUAAAAAGAAUGGAAAGGUUAACAAAUUUAAACCUAUUUAGUUUAGAAAAACGUUGCCUGAGAGGGGAUAUAACAUUUAUACUAAUAUAUUCGGGCCAAUACAAACCAUUGUGUGGAAAUCUAUUCACAAACCGGACUUUACAUAGGACACGCGGUCGUGUGUUUAGACUGGAAGAUUUCUCUGUGGAAUUCUCUGCCUGAAGAAAUAGUUUUAUCAGUCCAUACAGAUGUUCAAACAGCAACUAGAUGCAUACUUGCAAGAACAGAAUAUUCAAGGAUAUAAUCUUUCAAUGUAGGGUAAUAACUGCUUGAUCCAAAGAUAAAUCUGACUGCCAUUCUGGGGUCAAGAAGGAAUUUUUUUCCUAGCUUGUUGCAAAAUUGCGUUUCAAACUGUUGUGUUUUUUUUUUUUUUUUUUGGAUCAACAGCAAAAAACAAAUGUGAGGUAGGCUGAACUUGAUGGACGCAAGUCUCUUUUCAGCUAUGUACCUAUGUAACUUGCAAAACAGAAUAUUCAAGGAUAUAAUCUUUCAAUGUAGGGUAAUAACUGCUCGAUCAAAGGAUAAAUCUGACUGCCAUUCUGGGGUCAAGAAGGCAUUUUUGCAAAAACUGGUAGUGCUUCAAACUUUUUAUUAUUUUUUUUAUUUUAAUUUUUUUGCCUUCUUCUGGAUCAACAUCAAAAAACAAAUGUGAGGAAGGCUGAACUUGAUGGACGCAAGUCUCUUUUCCGCUAUUUAAUAAAAAUAAGAGUAUAAUUCAUAUAUUUUUUUUAAUUCGAUUUACUUGUAACAUUGAGUAUUAUAUGGACUGUAAAUGAAGUUGGCAUCUCGAAAGAGAUUGAGCUGGAACGCAAGUGUGACCGCACAGCGGUUUCAAGAGAGGCUCUGAACGCACAUGGAAAGCAGUGAGCAACACCUGUAGCCUCUCGCCACGGACUGGCUGAUGGCAUCCGCUGAUUUAAAAACUAAGCCUGGCGGCAAACAGAAAUGAAUGCACAGGAGGCUGGACUUUUAUUUUUAGCCUUGAGGAAGUCUGACGUUUAUCGAACGAAACGCGUAGGGUUGGGCUAUUGUAGAGCUGACUAUAAUAUCCUGGGAUUUGAUAAGCAUAUAUAUCACUACAAUCUUGUAAAUGUUAACUAAAGCGCAAUACCAGGUUAAAAACAGUCUGCAUUUAUUAUUUGCUAUUAUUCUCUUACAUUCCCAUUCACGUGUGGAAGAUCUUUUGCCAAAUUUAAUAAUUGAUGUGCCUUCAAUCAAUAUUAGUUUGUGAGUACAACCUUAAAUACUACUAUAUGGUGUAUUUAUGAUAUUACAGUUUUUUAUUCUGUUCCAACUGUAGAUCCAUUCUAUUGAAUAUAUUUGUUCAGCGGACUGGAAGGAGUCCUGUUUUGUUAGUUUUACAGUGUUGAUUUGUUUUACCUCCACAUUAUGUCUUUCCACUUUGAUUUGUAAGGGUGAUAUUUUAUUUUUGAUCAUAUUCUGCAGUAUUUAGUCUAAAAUUGUAUUGACCGUUUGAUACGCAAGUUGUUUUUGACUGGUUUUCUCAGGAUGCUCAGUUGGUUGAAUGUUGUCCAGGAACAAACUGAGAUAAUUGGGCAACUGUUAAAUAUUUUCUUGUUCUACUAGAUUAGAUAUCCCUUUUUAAAGCACCAUAACCACUUCACUGAUAUAAAGAGGUCAUGGUGCCUAAAGUCUGUAUGGUUAGUGUUUCGCUAUGUAAUGGUGCACAUACUGAGUUGAACCUCUCUGCUGCUUGAGGCGUAAGUCCAACUACAUGAUUAGCUGUCCAGGAACAAGAGUUCCUGGUCGGCUAAUGUGACUUCUGUGCAAAUUUGGCUGCUGAUCCCCUCAGCCCGCACUCUGACAUUCACCCUACAGCAAGGAGUGAUGUCACUUAAGCAGGGUAGAACUGCCUGGACCUGGAACAUUAUUUAAUCUUUUUUUGAUUGGAGUAAUUUUUUAAAGUUAAACUAUUGUACCAGUAAGAGUUGUCUUCCUGGCACUAUAGUUCCCUAUGGUGUCCCUCUCACUCUCUGUGGUGCAGUAGUGGUUAAAAAAACCAAACAAAAGCAACCGGUCACCUACAUCAGUCUAGCGCUAAUGUCGCUUGGCGCUGGCUUGUGAACGCCUCCUACUCCCCCCACCGUCAGCUGGUGGAGACCUAAUGCGCAUGCACAGCAUUUGGCCAUGCUCGCAUUAAGCUUUCCCAAUAUGUGUAUUUGGGUGAUGCUGGAUUAGGGCUUGACAAAUUUGCAGGUAACCUAAAUAUGCAUAUGCUCGCUGGCAAACCCACCCAGAUUCCUUGCCUUUGGCAAAGCUGGAGUGAACUAGCUUUCCCUGGGGUCCAGUGGGGCUGCUGUCUUCUCUCUGCUCUGCUCCCCAGGAGCGCGAUAUAGUGAUGUAGGGCCGGAAUUAUGUCAUAUUCCAGCUCCUGGCAUUACAGGAGGACGCGCAAGGGAGCAGAGAGAAGACCUUUGCUGCCUCCCUCAAUCCGCAACCUGCCUCCUUUCCUCAGCUCUCAAUUAGCCAAACGUCUGCCUGCCUCAGUCCUGCGUGAGACGACUGCCCGCCUCCAAUUUCGGGCAACAGGUCACCUCAGGGGCUGAACAGGCUCACAAAUCCCCUGACAAAUUUCCUGGUCGUCUUGGCGCCUGAGAUUUGUCAAGCCCUGUGCUAGAUAUCCGAAUGCAUAGUGUGAGGGUGACUAGAAGUCCUGGUAGAGGUGGAGUUAACUUAGAAAUAACUGCAAUAGUUACCUUUGCUGGGUUAAGUGACAUGGGAAUAUGCACAUGCAGACUAUUUCAAUGAGCUGAAGUAGUCUGGGUGCCUAUAAUGUCCCUUAAAUAUAACUUUGUAUUUAUCAUAGUAAAGACUACUGUUCACAACUGGUCUGUCAACUCUUUGACCAUCUUGGAAAGAGAAGUUCACCAUAUUCAGCACUUUAUUUAUUUUAAUUCCUUCCAGUGGGUGGUGGUCAGUGACGAACCCUAUUCACUAAGUUGAUCUUCUUUCUAUUACUUAACCUGGACUGUCUCUCUUGCAUUUUGCUAUUUUGAGUAAAAGUACAAUGGCAUUUAUCAGGCUCUAAUCAUGAACAAAUUCUGUGUAUUAAACAUGACUUUACAAACGAGUAAUGAGCGGGUGUAGUGACUGUAGGUAAAUGUGACAUGCAAGUGCCCUCAUUAUCUGUUUUCUGCUGACCCUAAAUAUUCUCAAAUUUUGAGAAACUCAAAAUGUUACUCAAAAUAUGCUGAGUCACUUAUAUACUUGGAUACAUACUGGUAAUUGUUUUAUUGAGAAUGCCCAAGGGGAUUCCCUCUGCAGACCAGGAUUCGACACUUAAAGAGAAUCCAUUCAGUCUGUGUACUGGUUGUCACCGGGUGGUGUGAAAGCCUAAGUUUAGCUGUCUUCUGCAGGAAGUGUUUUGUAAAUCUCAUCUUUCGCAAGCUGGCCAGAGGUGCUGCUUUCUGUGCGUAUUCUAAGACUAAUCUAUUUGUAGCUUCAAGUCCAUGAUCUUCUAUUCACUUUUUAUACCCUGGUCAAGAUAGAAAAAGCACAUAUUACAUAGCUAUAUCUUUGCCACACUUCCUUUUUAUACUUCCUCUUAUUAAUGUGUUAGCAAGACAUUGAGACAUUCUAAGUAUAAUCCACCCUUUCUGAUUAGAUCACCUUUAUAUAAUUUCACAUCAUAUUGAUAUUUUCACAUAUCAUUAUAUCUAUUUAACAUAUACAACUUACUUUUUAGUGGUUAUCCCAUUCAUAACAUCCCCCAGCUUAAUUUUAUUUUUGUGUACUAAUUGAUUAUAGCUUUCUGAAUAGGAGUGUUUUGGUAUUAACUGGUUUCAGUUCCCCACUGAAACCUGGAAAGACAAUAUUCACAACGCAUUACAUUUUUUUUUUUUUUUUCCCAUUCUCAACACGUAAGUAUAAUAUCUUUUAUUUCCAGAUAAAAACUUUGUCAAAAAGACUGUCUAUAUGCAAUUCCUUAUCUGUAAAACUGAUGUCUGUGUAUUUUUACAUAUGCUCUAGGUAUGGUUUCACAUCAAUUUAAAGAAACACUAUAGUGUCAGGUAUACAAGCCUGUAUUCCUGACACCAUAGUCCUGAAGCGGCUGUUUAGCUCCCAUCCACACUGGUCUUGUUGUGGUUGGCUCUGCCUCCAUGGCAGAUAUCAAUCUUGAUGUUUUCAGCCAAUCCAAUGUUAACCUAUAGGAAAGCAUCGGGAGGCUAUUGCACAUAGCCCCCUCCUGUUUUCUACCCAGCUUUUGAUCGGAAGAGAGAGACUGUUUGGUGCUAUUAUUUUGGGACAGCCUAUACAUGCCAGAACCACUGUAUUUUUGUCACUAUAGUGUUCUUUUAAUGUAAACCUGUAUUCCUGCCACUAUAGGUGAGAAUCUAUUUUAGGUGGCUGGGCACCCUUUUGGCAAAGUAAAUGUUUAAUUUUUAUCCAGUGUUGCAAAUCCAAUAUUUUCCAAUAGGAAAGCAUUUGGAAGCUAUUGCGCAUGCGUGUCAAAAAGCAGCACUGUGCCAAUGAACAUAUUUGUCAUCGAGAUGUGUUUAAUCAAUAUGAGAAACAUUCAGCAUCUCUAUGAAGAGCAUUUUGAGUGACCGCCGCUAGAGGUGUUUCUGGGCAGCAAUGUAAACACUACCUUUUUUCUUUGUUUACGUUAUAAAGCAUGCAUGAACAGGCUAUAGACACCAGAACUACAUUAAGCUGUAGUAGGUCUGGUGACUAAUUUUCCUUUAGCAAUGUGCUUAUUUAAUGAAUUGUAUCUAUGGCACAGAAAGAACAGAGACCUUUUAAUAUUCUUUGCUAACCCACUAUAAGUAAGGGUCUCACAGACUUGACUUGGUCCAGGCUACCAGCACUGUACGUCCGGGCACGGGUGGCUGUGUGCCAUGUAUUUGGGGAAUAGUACUUUAUAGCAUAAUAUUACUUUCCUUUACUUUUAUUUCCUUCACCAAGCAUUCACUUUCAUUUUUCUUAUCUCUAUUUUUAUUUUAUAACAACCACAGGUAGAAUGUAACAAUAUAUUGGCUGAUGGAUUACUAUUAAAGUAUUCUCAAUCUUUGUGCUCUGUUAUUGUGACGAUGUUCAUUCCAUUGUACUUUAGUGUUUUACGGGAACAUUCAUUUUACAUAAUGUUCUUUUAUAUUGUCAUGCAGGUAGAGGAAUGAUCUGUAAUGCUUUCACUUUGUGGUUUUUUUUUUUUGCUUCCUUGACUUACAGCCUAGGUGUGUUUUGUCAAGUUGGAUUAAUAUUAUUUAUAAUUGACAUCUUUGGACUGAUGGCAUGUAUGUAAUGGUACAUUUUAGUUAAACAUGUUUGCCACGAGACCUCAUUAAAGGAACAGUCUAGAUUAAAAAAAAAUAAAAAUAAUUUUAUUGGUUAGAUUGCCACAUCUCCCCAUCCCCCUUUUAAAAUAUAUAUCUAGAUCUAUCCUCUCCUGGUACUCCUUUGGCAGGCAGUAUCUUGUGCUGUGAGACAUAUUCCCAUCAUUCAGCAAAACUGAAUGUAAACCUUUUUUUUCUGUAACUGAAAGUCUUUGAGGAAGUGCCUCUAGUUGCUGUCAGCCAUUAAAUGCAUGUUUAUGGACAAAAAGGGUCAGGAUUGUGUUAAAAAUACCACUUCAUCUUUAUGGUGUGGUUUUAGUUUGAUGUGACAAGCAAUUUGUGAAUAGUUAAUGUAAGGAACAACAGAGCACUGGCUGGUUUGAGUUUUGGGGAUUUUUACCCCAAGAGUACCUCUUGCCAGCCACUUCAUUACACUCUGGUUAUCUACGUGAUUACUGUUCCUGCAGGACAUUGUGCAUGACUAGACCUGUCGAAAUGACUCAAACUAUGCAUUGCUAUACAGAACUAUGAUUUAUCUACAAACAUCCAAUGUAUGGAUUGUCUUUGUCGUUGAUACAGAAAUGGUCACCAGUCAGCCCAUCUUAAUUGAUGCUGGCAAGAAGAAAAAGAAGAAACGAAGGAGUCGGGAUACGGAGAGCUAUACGGGGAAAUUUGCAGGUAUUCAUUGUCUGUUGCCCCUUGUCUUGAUAUUCAGGAUAUCUAAAUAAACUGCUCAUUGUUCACAUAAAUAUUAAAUGCUGUACUAGCAAAGCCUGACCGUUGAUUUAAAUUACCGAAUGCUUUGACUUCUGCUUAUACGGUGUGAGCGCAUGCAGAGUAAUAUGGGGAACAGCCAGUCACAUGGCAGUUUGACAUUAGAGUGUAUGUACUGCUGUUUCACACUUUUGCAUUAAUCUUCCCUAUAGUUUUUAUUGACUUAAUUAAAAAAGUUUUUUUUUUUUUUUUUUUUAAACGGUAAACAAACCGAUAAUACCGUAUGUACACUGGAAUGUGCACCUCAAUUUUUAGAAGCUGAAGAAAAGUUUUUGCUGGCAAAUGUAAUGCACAUUUAUACAAGAUACUACGGUCACAGCAAGGGUGCAUAAUUCGUUAUUGCACUAUGGAAUAUUAUCCUUUAAUGUAAUUUGCGUAGUGCCUGCCUGGUAGAGAUUGAAUAUUGUCAAGGUCAAAAGGUUAAUUUGAUUUGUAUAAAAGGUCAGAUUACAGAAGGGAUAAUGUAAAUUGCAUAGGAAUGUAAAAAGGGUUUUAUCCUUUGAAUGAAUCCUGUGAUUAAUCAAAGGCUCUGCAAGGUGUGAGAAUCUGCCUGUACAUAUUAACUGAUGGGUCAAUCUCUUUGAUAUGUUAAUGGUCAUUAGCCUUGUUCCAGUAUCAUAUCCAAAAGGAAAAAACAUUAAUAUUUGUAAUGUGGCAAACAAGCCCAAUCAUAAUUGGCAUAACUUAACCAUAGGGGAAGAAAUUGUGAUGUCCGCCAUAUUGGGUCGCAAGUAAGUUGUGCAACAUAUGUAUAGAAUGGGAAUGUAAUAACAAAUUUGUAGAUGCAAUUAUGUACCUGCCACACAAAUAAGAAGAUAGAACCAAAUUUUUCCAUUUGGAUUGAUGUUGGUCUGGAACACAAGGUGGCGAUUACUCAUUAUCUCUAUAGAUACACCUUAACUCCACCUCUAGACCAGUCAUGGUAAUCGACAGGGUAUCUAUCCAAUGAUCCUGAAAUGUCUGUGUACUUGCUUGGGGCCAGAAUCUAAUUUUGAAGCAAGUCACUAUAUCUUUGUUGCCAGCGACUCACUGGGCAGACGUUUACUUUGGGAAAAAUCUAAGUGGUUAGGACUUCUGCUAUUUCAUCCUUUUUGUUUUAAUAAAUAAUUUGCUUGUUAUCUAUAUUUUUGUAUGCACUGUGACUAAUUUUUUUUGCUAAUAAUAAAUAUUCCUUUAUUAAGUUCUCCCUUCCUUUGUCUGGUAAAGAACCACAUUACCUGAAGAGACUAAUUAGUAUUUUUGCAAUUCUUUAAAUAUUGUGCUAAGUUGUAUUUGGGGGCUUAUUGAUUUUACCUGGGCGUCCAAGGCACCCCAUUUAUAAAUUGUCUGGUGGUGGCAGCGUUAAAAUAGUAACAGUUAUAAUAUGUUUAAGUGUGGGUGGUGUUAAGGGGGAUUUUGUCAUUAUUUCCGGUCUAGUGCAGACAAAUAAUGAACUUUAACCCUUUCACCACCACAACUACGUCAUGCACACUCUUGAAGUAGGGUGCGUUCGUGACAACUACUAUAUAACAUUGUGCUACAAUGAAAGCUUGUCCUAUACCAUAGUAACAUUGAUGCUAUUUCAAUUUUAGUGUUCUUGUUAAAGGAUCACUAUAGUGCCAGGAAAACCAACUCGUUUUCCUGGCACUACAGGGUCUUUGGGUCCCUCUCCUGAAACCCCUUCACUUACCUUUCUCCAGCGCUGGGCUCCCUCAGAACUGGGGAACUCUCCUCCUCCUGCCGACAUCCGAUCCGAAUGCGCAUGUGCGGCAAGAGCUGCAAGCGCAUUCAAACUGCCCAUAGGAAAGCAUUGCUCAAUGCUUUCCUAUGGACGUCAUAAUCUUCUCACUGUGAUACCGCCACUAGGGGCUGGAUUAACCCUAGUGUAAACAUAGCAGUUUCUCUGAAACUAUGUUUACAGCUGCAGGGUUAACACUAGAGGGAUCUGGCACCCAGACCACUUCAUUAAGCUGAAGUGGUCUGGGUGCCUAUAGUGGUCCUUUAAGUCUAUUCUUUCUUAAGUCCUCUUUCUGCAACGAAAUUUGCCGGUGUGAAAUUGGCUGGAAAAUUUAGAAUUUUGUCCCAAAUGUAAUGCGCCAUUGAAUCUAAUGUGCAUUCAAAUUUUUGAAAAUUUAUUGUCCAAAAAAAGUGCGCCUUAGUUUAGAGUAAAUAUGGUAAUUCCUCAUACAAGUCUAGCUGUCCCCUCUGUCACAUUCUAAUUUUGCGUAAUCGAUAAAAGAAAGGUGCUAUCGUGUAAAGUACACACUAGAUUUUAAGUGUCCCAAAUUUAUUCCAGGUCAGCCUGUCUGUGAGACCCUUUGUCUUCAAUUUCUUGCUUAUCCCCUGCUUCCUCCCAACUCCAUAGAAUUUUUUUUAUUUUUUAUUUUUGGCCCAUUUGUUUAUUGCCUAUAGGGUUACUCCAGUGAUUUGUAGUGGUCAUGAUGUCUGGAAUCUGUACAUGUAAAUUUUAGCUGUGAAUUGCUGCACAUAGAGGGUUUUAACCCCUAUAUCAUGGUGUCAUCAGCCGGUUUGGAUUUACAGUCCCAUACUCACUAAUUUCAACUCGGAAAAUUUCGAUGCACGUAAUUUCAUUCUGGGUGUUAACUGCUUGAUAAGUCUUGCACUCAGAAAUUAUAGGAUGUUGUGUGUUUAAAAUAAUGGAGUAAGAUUUCCAGCAGUAUACAUUCCUUGAUAGCUUUAAUCACUCUCUGCUGUGCCAGUUCCUGAUCGACUCUCCUCAUAUGAUAACCCUUUCCAUUCAGAGUCUGUAUGUGGGGAUGACGUCAGGGUUUAUGUUCAGUUUGUGACCUUUUUGGAGGUUUAAGACAUUGUAAUCCUGGUGUUCUUCCCUUGGCAGACCUUUACAAGCUGACAGAUGAGCUCCUUGGAGAGGGGGCUUAUGCAAAGGUCCAAGGCUGUAUCAGUUUGCAGACUGGCAAAGAUUACGCAGUUAAGGUAAUUUGGAAAUAAACAGAGCACAUUCCUACAUCAUCCCAAUAGUAUAACUCCUACACUCUGCAUGCUUUCUAUGACUGAUUAAAAUGAUUUCACAAAGCUUAUAACAGAAAAAUAGAACAUCUGACGAUUUCAAGACAGUUACCCCUUUAUCUGAAUUGUCCAGCACAUCUGUUAUCUGUCUAUAUACGUGUGACUGUUUAAUAAAAAUAAAAAGGAAGAUGGCAUUUCAGAAAAAUUUACUUUCAUUUCACAUGAUCCCCUCUUUUUAAAUGGUGAUUUUAUAGUGUGUGUGUGUGUGUGUGUGUGUGUGUGUGUGUGUAUAUAUAUCUAUCACUACUUUAUGGGAGGACGGGGAGGGGUUCCACUCGGUGUAUACUAUCUGGAAUUAAAAACAAACAAAUCAACCACAAUAGAUAUGUUUGCCAACCCCUUGAUAAGUGUUUAAAUAUAUAAACCAGAGCUGUGAGAGCUGGCACCUGCUCCUCUCUGUGCAAUCCUGCAAGUUGUAGUAUUUUGGUAAAGCCAGUCAGCCUAUAAAUGUGGAGAUUGAUUAAUGCAGGCUGAAUGUAAGAGUUGGACUGGUAAUUUAGAAUUUUAACUGUUUUGUUGUUCAUACAAAGGGAUAUUUAUUACAUUUAAUCAAUUGCAUAGUCCAUGUUGUCUAAAUCCUCUGCAAAUAUAAAAUUACAGAAAUGCUUUGUAGUGUCUGACUGCAGUACAACCAUUCUCAGAAGAUGCUAACAAAGCAUCGCGGGCUGCAGGUUUAAUCACUUGCAUGGUUACUUGAAGAGUUCAAAGUACAUUUCACAUUUGAGGACCGAGUGGCUGAAGUGAACUUAGCUCUCAGUUCAGCUAUUUUGACCUUAAAAUUGAAAGUUAUGGCUAUAGUGGUCAGGGACUUAAAUUAAAGGGAGGUAGGGGACAUGCGCACUUCACCUUGUACGCACUGAGUUCCAGGCUGCCCAAGUAACGUGUCAGGGGUGAAACUAGCCCACAGCACAAAAGUGCAAAUCUCUGUAUGUGCAGUGUAUAAACCAGAAAUGCUGCAUAUACUGACUCCUACCACCACGAUACUUCUAAAAGAAUAAGUAGUCAGGGAGGUGGGAGUAACCCUGUAGGCAUAGAAACUCUAUGACCAUUUUAUAACUUUCCUAAUGAUGUGGUAUUAAAAGGUCAAUUUUAGCUUUAUUUCCGGUUACUUUCUUUACAUUUUAGUAACCAGUGUUUAUAGCACCACUCUCUCCUUGGUUUAAAACACAGCAGCUUCACAGGUAAACACAUAGCUUCCAGGGGAUACUCUGUUAUUCAAAUUGUCUUAUGCUAUGGACUUGUAGUUUGAAUAACCCAACAUUUUGUUCUCCAAAAGAUGUAGAAAUAAUCACGAGGGAAGUAUAUUGAAAUGAGGAAGUGGUUUGAAACCUUUUCUGAGAAUAGAUUUGAUGCACAUACAUCAAGGGGAUUUUUAGCAGUGAUUACUAUGAAAAUGUCUUGUCUAAAGAUAUCAACCCAGCGUGUAUUUUCUAUCCUGAACCUUAUCCUUUCUGAAAAUAAAACAUUAGUUUUUUUGAGCAGAUUCUGUUUAUAUAGUUAAAAACAAACAAAAAAAACAAAACAAAAGAAGUAAAUGUGUAGUUAUGUACAUACAUGUUGGAUGGGCUUGGUGAUAGUGGGGAGAAAUAGAAUGCAGACUAAUUAGUCUCUAAUUCUCUGAGGGAAUCAGAAUAACUAUGCCAUCAGAGCAGUGAUCUCCUUGGUUUUAGCAGAAACAAAAUGAUUUGGGUCAUUGGGUUAAUUUUCAGUAUGUAAAGGAACCCUCUGAUUAGAAACACCAACAUGUAUUUCUAAUGUUUUUGUGAACUGUUGCUUUUUGGGCACCUCCUAGAACUGUAUUACAUAGUUUUGCUAUCAGUCCCUUGCUGCUGUUAAUGCUAUACCCCAGCUGAAAUCAAUGACCAUCGGCAAACCUAAUGUUUCCCCCUAGGGACGUUUUGGGGAGCUACUGCUCGUGUGGAAAUCUGAAUUUCAUCAUAGUGAUGCAUUUGAUCAAUACUUUGUUUUGUGAGCAUUGUUUCUUCAUGCAGGAAAGCACCAAGAAGCGCCUCUAUUGGCUCUCUGAUGUAGAAAGCCACAGAAAAAAGCAGUGUUUACAUUGCUGACGCUGCAGACAGUCUCUUUGCACCAGAACUUCAUUAAGCUGUAGUGGUUCUGGUAUUUUGUUACUUUUAAAAACAAAAAUUUAAAUUUUGUAUUCUGAUUUAUUUCUGAAUUUUUAUUUUUAUUUUUUUUUGCUUGUUAGUUUUUGGUAUGUGAUCAUUCUUUAUUUUCUCCUGGCAGAUUGUGGAAAAGAAAGCUGGGCACAGCCGCAGCAGGGUAUUUCGAGAAGUGGAAACCUUGUACCAGUGCCAAGGCAACAAGUAAUCAAACCCUUUUACUGAUUUCUACCUUGUUAAAAGUAGAGCGCCUAAUCUAAACUAUUCAUUAGAAAUGAAGCCUAACUCACGCCUUACUGAUGGCUUAACUAGUAUGAACGAGGUGUCAUUGUGAUUAGUAUCUCUAUAUGAAGACUAGUCAAGUGCAGUGUGUGUCUGUAGCAGAUCAUAUUGAUAUUUUAAUAACUCCGUACCUGAGCUCAGGCAUGGCUUGGCUUUAGUGCAAGUUGUCAGCUUUGAGCUACCUGACCUUUUCAUCUUCCCACACAAAAGAUCUGCUUCUUUUGAGAUUGUAUUGCUACUUGUUCAAAUUUUAUUUAUUUUUUUUUAGGAACAUUUUGGAGCUAAUAGAAUUCUGUGAAGAUGAAUCUCGUUUUUACCUGGUCUUUGAAAAAUUGCGAGGAGGUAAGUUUCUAGUGUGUAUGUAUUCUCUGUUCAAAACAAAAUGCCAGUGUAUAGUGUGUCCUGUGUGACUGAUUAUUCAACGUAUUCAGAGAUGUAGUGAACAUUACAUUGGCUAGCAGGUUUAUUAAAGAGGAGUAUAUAUUAUUUCCCCCCUUCUUGAUUUGUCUGUAGGUGCAUUGGCACAAACCAGUUUAACGCAGUAGACUACUGCACCGGGAACCUUCAGAAAGAAACAUGGCUUUAAACCCCAAAGGUGGAAAAGCUACGUGCAUGUUGAGCAUUGCAUUAAAGUUGACUUGGCCACCUGAGGGUGAUAUAGAUAGGGGUGUGCUACACCCAUAGUCUCUAAAGGUCCCAAGAACAGGGUACCCAUGUAUGCAUGCAAGAUACACACCCCAUUAGCUUGCAUUAGCCGACAAAGCACCAUUGCUAUUCUCACUUUAUAAGUAAACUCACACGUAGGCUUAUUAGCAUUCUGUUUUCAGCCUCCUGUGCAUCCCGUAAGAAAUUGGCAACACGCAGGUAGACAUACAAGAAAACGCUACACUUAUGCUAUAUGACUGCGUGUAUUAAGUUCAACAGUUCCGCUUCUAUUUGUUUCUUAUUGAUUAUUAUUUAUUUUUUUAACCUUUCAUUUCACACCACUUCCGUCUACACACACGGUCUAGUGCACCAUCAGUCAGCCAAGCCUUCCCUGUGCCUUUAGACUUUGUGGCAUAGCAUAUUAGAAUGCCAGCCUGACUAAGCCGAUCAUAUUUAAUAUAUUGCACACAUGUCUAACUAUUAUGGGCUCAUUAUCUCCACUCUAACGUUGAGACAGACAUGCCAACCUAACUUGUUUAAUCAUAAAAUGAACAUAAAAAUGUGCAGUUUUAUCCGUGCCAAGUCAAUAUCUAUGUUCUGUAAUUGUGUGCUGUUGUGGCACUUAAACUGUGAUUGUCAUUUCUAAUGCACAGAAAAAUAAUUUAUAAAAAAAAACAAAAGCAAAAAAAACUUGAAAUAUAAUGCUUCCGCAACUUUCCCAGAAUACUUGUCUGAGCUUUUCUAUGCAGAAAUGGAUUUGUUUCACAAUGUUUGUGUUUUAAAAAAAAAAAAAAACCAAAAAACCAAACCAUUUUGGGUUAGAUUUGUCUUACAGAAUCGCAGUAUGGACUUGUGAUCUUUGGACUAUCUCCAUCUUUCUAGCCUAUGUUUUUCAAUUGACAUCGCCCUCCUAAUUACUUCACUUUACAAUUAAAUGACUGAGAUUCAAAACCUUGCUUCUGGUCGUAUUUGGAAGAAUUUUUACGCAAUAUUAAGGGCUCACAUUGGUGAUUGGGGCGGAAACGUACAUUGGCCUAAAUAAGUGAGAAAUAACGCAUAUAUACAGUUUUGCAGUUAAGCAAAUGGUACGAGCUACUGGUGUCUUCAAAGAUCACCUAAAACUGUAAGAUACAAGUUGGAACGGAAAUCUGCAUGGGUCUGGAUGAAUUUAACUCCUGAGUUACUACAGCAAUAAAUAACUAGAGACCCCUUUAGGAUUUAAUCAACUUUGUCUUUAUCAUGAUAAAGAGGGUCUAAGCAUGGUCAGGUUGUCUUUUGGUGGUGUCUUAAAUGAUGGCUAGCUAAGGAAGUAUUCCAAGCACCAUAACCACUACAGGUAGCUCUAGAAAGUUAUAGUGCCAGGUGUGCUUAGGUGAUGUCUCUAGAGAGAUCAAACUUCUGCAGCAGUAGCCUGGACGUGGCACCGAUGACUGGGGGACAAAGUCCAGUUAUUAGUUAUAAAACGGUUUGACUAAUUUCAUGACACUGUUCAAGGGCACACCUGGCACCAAAGCAGUUAACUGUUUAUUUUGUGCAUGUCUUCUGAGGCUGUAUAGGUACAGAACGGACUGUGUGAAAUGUGCAAUAAUGGAUGUAGACCAUAGGGAGCUGGAAGCCGACUUUAAGUAAAAACAAAAACUUAAAGAACCAUUUUGCAAAAACUGUCAAAAUGCUGCCCUUUUAUCACUUGGUGUAUGAAGUCCGAACAAGUGUAGUUGUGCCUUAUUGAUUGGCUCUCUCUAGCAGUGACCUUAGGAUGUAUGUAUUUGCUCAGUAAGCCGCUAUAUAGAGCUCUGCUUCUGGAAUUAUUGCCAUGAAUAUCUUCUGAUCUUCAGGACAUCCAUAAUGAAGAUUAAAGUGUAUUGUGUCUGCUCCUGCUUAUAGUGCAUAUUCCCAUUAGUGAUAAUGCUUGCUGUGGUGUGUCUUAACUUGUGACUCAAUGGAUGUUAAAUGUAGUCUUUCCACGGUUUUACUGCAUGUCGUUCCUGGGUCUGAUAUUUGGCAGUUAGGUGUCUCUCCCUCCAAUAAUCUUUCCCUUCUUUGAAAGCCCUAUUUUUAUGGACUCUGUUACUAAUGUAUUCACUGUGUCUAUGCUCCGCUCUCCCCUUAUUUCUUUCCCUAGCCUCUUUCCAGAGGUUUUUGUAUUGUGUACAAACUUAAUGUAUUUAACCAUUUAUUUUUCUCCCAUAAAUCCAAGCCAGUUCUCACAAAUGGGUAACAAGAAAAAGGGGUGGAACAGCGCUACAGUACUGAUCACAGGGGGGAAUGAAGCUGCACACCUGAGGGAAAGGGCAACCCUCAAACCCUUCAAAAAAACUGGGAGAACAGGAAACCGCAAAUACAGGGUGCGCUAAAUAGAACAAUGGGAGAUAAUAUACACAGAAAGAAGGAAGUACAAAAGUCUCUGACAAUGCAAUGUGGACCUUGGAUAGGUAUUCUUUGGUUCUUGCUUUGGGUCCUCAGUAGUUAAUAUGAAAUACAAAAGCAGAAACAGGAAGGGACCAAUAGUGCAAAACCGUUAGGAAAUGGUGUCACGGACAACAUAGAAAUAGAGAAGUGCCAACUCUCAAUAUAAAGAGCUAUGCCCAGCUCUAGGUAAAGCAGCAUACAGUGGUAUUUGAAACUCCCCACAUGUAGGAUAUAGCUGGACAAUAAAAUAGUGAAGAAACACCUCCUAUUGAAUUUUUUUUUUUUUUUUUUUAUAAUACUGGAUUUGCUUUGGAUAUGCAGGUGUUUUGAUAGACAUAGAGUUACAUAUACAUUUAUUUUUUAUUUUCCCUUCUUCCUCCCUUCUCCGAAUUCUAAAACCGCCAUAAAAGUGACACAGCAUUGAGUAUCUUGUUAAGUGCUUCUGAAUUUUGGAUAUCUGGUGUUGGAGAGAGGCCUUUUGUGGGCUGGUUCCUGAGCUGAUCUAAUCACAUAAAUGGUUUUCUGUUUAGUCAUGCCAAGAGACUUCCAUUCAGUUGUGAAGUUAAACAGUGAUGGUCUUGUCUUACGUUUUGUUAUGAGUCCCCAUCCAUUUUUAGUUGGAAUACAUGGCUAGUCUGUCCUCAAACUAAUUUUGGUUUGUGUAUGGAAUCUUUGUCUAUUUUGGAUCAACUUAGUCUGCUUACACCAAAUCUUCCGUGCUGAGUGUUUUUAAAUUAUUGUUCCCGAAGAUGAUAUCUGGUAAUACAGGACUUCCAGCAUUCCAGUGGUAAAGUAAAGCUCCCAUAAUUGCUUUGUGGAAAUUACUAUAGAGCAACUAAAUGUAUAGGGGAUUGUCUAGGCACUACAUUGUCAGUGUUUAUUUUGCAGGAGGAGUCAGGUUUUCCCACUCUUUGGGCACUUACUUGAGUGCUGGUGAUCCACCACCCAUUCAGAUAUUUCUGAAGCAGAAACCUCCACUUCUGCAAUUUUUUUUUUUUUUUCCUUGUCUGAGGAGAAAAUCGAACUAAAGCAAAAGUUCCCUUUCACAUUUGAUAAUUUCUUCUAUCUAAAGAGGUCUGACAGUUAAGUGUAAACCGAAAAUGGUUUGACUACUUACCAGAGGAUGAUGCCAACAGACUUCUGGCACCAUACCCACUACUGCAUGUAGGGAGUGCCACAAUGUAGCAGUGUUGCCUUUUUAUAGAAUGAUUGAGACCGUUCUCUAAAACCAUGAGGGACUGUGCUGUAACAUUGUACCAUAUAACUAAGGAUUACAGUCAUCAUACUGUAUUCGGUGAGGCACUAUAAAUCCCUUCAUGUGCAUGAUGGGAAUUACACUCCAGGUUCUGCAGAAAGGUAUUUGCAGGUGAAAAUUGCUGCAUAUAUUUCCUUCUGCAGUCUUUCUACCAGGAAAUAACUUCCCAUUUAUUGCAGUCACUUGCUCAUCCCAGGGAUAUUGAAAUGACAUUGCACACAUACCUGCGCAGUGCUAAUCACAGUGCUAUGAUUGGAUGGAUUUUUCAGCCGCUUCUUUGUUGCUGACAAGGCGGCAUUUGGGGAAAACAGUCACAGGAAAUGUUUCUUGUUACAAUGCCUGGAGGACGGACCUGGUAUUGCUGACCUUUUGACCUUAAUUUGAGAUUCACUUUGGAUUCCCAGCAAUCAUCGCUUUUAGUAAUUGUAGACUCGCAUUUUCGGGGUUAUUCAAGGGAAUGAUCACAAAUGCACGGUCUGCAUUCAGAGACUCUUGAGCAACGUCUUUACCGGAGUCACACACAGCCAGUCAGUGCUGGAGUAUUGGGAUAUCGGUUGCACACACAUCGGUUUAUUUACGGAAAUGAACUAUUGCGAUUUCAAUUGAAACUUCAAAUUAAGGGCAAAAAUAGCUGAAUUGAAGAAAGGAAAAAACGAACCAUAUCUCCUCCGAAUGUGAAAUUAUCUUUGAAUUCCUGGCAGAUCUCUGUAAAGAGAGGCUGUAACCCUGGCAGGGGUAUUUACUUCUGUUAUAGGAAGUAUCCCCUGUAGUUUGUGAUCUGUCGCGUGCUUCAUGUCUCUUGGUCUUUGAUUGCCCUGCAGUUGUAUGCUGGCCGUCAAGCUGUGGCUUGCUCCUGAUUUAAUGAAUGUGUAUCUUGGCUUUCAGGGACUAAGCACACUUUCUAUUCAGUAGUUUCUGAUGUUGCAGGUUUUUCGAUGAGAACUUUCUCAUGAAGGAGUCUUCACCAAGACUGUAUUACCACAUUCAGAAGUGAUAAACGAGAAGCCUGGUUAAAUGCUCAAAUUCAGUGAAUAAUCCGAUCAGACUAAAAACUGAAUUUCAAAUUAACGGGGGUAAAUUCUCCAAUUCAGCAGUUCUCAUUUAAUCUAUUUCAACCAAUUUAAAAUUCGGUUUGAAUUGCUGACAUUUUAUUCUUAAAUAAAUUCCACCCCUAAUUUAAUAAUUUUCACUUGACAACCUUUUCAGAUGCGCAUAUUUAUUGGCUAGUGUGACGAACUGAGCCUAGUCACGUGUUCUUGGAGGGGCCUGUUUGCCAGCCUCCUGCCUCAGGACCAUGCAAAAAGGCUCAUAACAUACCUUGUUCGUGCCUUUUUGCUAUUCUGUUCAGUAGAUUGCAUUUCCCGCACGAACCUGGGACUACCCAGGAGCUUGUUAACACCUAUUAACACCUUGGAACAGUUCUAAUUGUUUGUCUGGGUGGCUGCAAUUCCUAUGGACAACCACGAGGUGGCGGCCAUCUUGUUUGCAUGAACGCAGGCAGCACGGUUUGGGCAUGAAUCUCAUGGAACUAAAAUCAGACACAGAAACUCCUGAACACCGCUGGACUUCCAUCAUCGCCUGCGUUUUUGGUUGUAUACAAUUUUUAGAAGGGCAAUGUUAGGUGAAAUCAAUCGUCUGGAUGAGGGGAACAAGCUCCAGGGUAAAAACAUUGAUUGUGUUCGGUAGUUUAUUCAUUUUCUAAACUACCGAACUCAGGGCCAUCAUGGGAUGUAACUUUUGUGUGUGUGUGUGUGUGUGUGUGUGUGUGUGUGUGUGUGUGUGUGUGUGUGUGUGAUUCAGUUCAGUAUAAUGCUUGACUCCAUUAUCUCACAGGCAUAGGGGAGGGAUUGACCUAUUUUGUAUGGGAGUGUCCUGGUCCUGAGAGCCAAUGUGAUUGUGUAUUUGUUUGUACUGUGGUUUACUCUCAGGUCCAGGGGGUAAUGCCCCUUGCAUGGGGACUGUCAUAAAAGGCAAGUUGUGGCUACCAUUAACCCCUUAAGGACCAACGUUCUGGAAUAAAAGGGAAUCAUGACAUGUCACACAUGUCAUGUGUCCUUAAGGGGUUAAAAGAUAUUUGUUUACCCUUCAUGUAAGUCUAGGCUCAUGUUUGGUGGAUUGGAGAGCUAUAUUCACUCUGGGGAUUGCUAUCAUCACUAUACUCCCUUGGAGCACAGCGAUUGCUCUUGUAAGAGCAGUCUGCUUCGCUCUCUGGACUAGGAGAGGUCUACCCACUGAAAGCUGAAUCCUGGCCUUGGGUCUAAAGUGGGUGGAGGACAGAGACCCCAACCAAGCUGCGCCAGUUUGUGGGGUUUACAGUGGUUUUGGUGUCUGGUGCGGUGCUUAUGGUAUUCAAGGAUUACUAGGAAGAAGCAAUUGACAGAGGCUCCCGGUCGGGGUGCCAGGUGGUCCAUCACAGCUAGUACUUGGCUUCUUCUCAGACUACCUGCGUUCAUCAUUUUUGUCUGUAAAAUUACUCUGUGAUUUGAAAUCAACCUGCACCAUCUAUAAUUUUACUAAAGAGACCACCCUGCUCUAUACCUUGUCACCUGAUGUUCUAGGCUCCUUUCUGUGGAUGACACAGACACACCCUCCAGUUGGAGAAACCUGUUCCAAUAAUAUAAUUUAAUAUGUGCUUACAGCUGAAUGCUAAUGGUUAUGAAGAUGGGAUAAAGAAUAAUUUGUAAAUUCAACCACAUAAAAAGGUUAAUUAGAAUACAUUGCUGAAACUAUUGUAGCAUAUUUAAGCUAAAAAUGUUUGUGGUUUUUAUUUAUUUUAAUUUAUUUUUACUUCCUUCCAGAUUGGUUUUCUUAUUUAAAAAAUUUUUUUUUUUUUAAAAUGGCAUUAUUUGGAAUAGGAGUCUGUAGUAGAUGACGAUUAGCAUUUAAGCCAUAUAAUUCCAUUUGCAUCUUAGACAAUUAGGCCUGACAUUCUGGGCAUUGGUGCUUGUAUGGCAGGGUGAAUCUUGGACCUGUGAUUUGAAAGUUGGGAUGGUUAAAGUAAUAUAGUUGGGAUUAUAGGUUUGUAUUCCUUGCGCUUUCGUGUCCAUGGCUAUAGAGAUUUGUCCCGAAUGCCACCACCUGCAACAUUAUGGCGGCAUGGCCAAUCUAAUGCUCCUCGUAGAUUAGCAUCAGGGUCUGGUUGCAAAUGCGUAUUGGGUGCAAUACACCCCUAAGCUUUCCCGAAGAGAAGCAGUAAAUACUUUCCAAUGAAGGUUGAAACAUUGUGUGACAGUUGUAUUGUCAUUACAGUGGAAAUGCCUCAAAUGUCUGUGUAACGGCCACUGCAGGUAUGUUUAACCUUUCAAGGUACACAUUGUAGUUCCUGCAAAACAGCAAUGUUCUUUUACCAUGAAAGGAUAAAAUGACAGCAUUAAUGCACAAAGGCAACUUCAUUAAGCAUACCGUUGUAGAGAGUUGUUGCAAACUAUAUAAAUAAAACUCUAGAAAUAACAGAAUUUAGUGAGAUGAAGACCGACCAUACCAUACCCUGCAAGGAUGAUGUGGUGGUAAAGUGCUUGGAAUCUCCUCUUUAAAUAUUGUGUAAUCUGACUCCCACUAUGAAAAAGCUAGCUUUUAACCUUUAUCACAUAAAUAGAAUCUCUAUGAAACUAUGCUUGGUUGUCCUACAUUCACCAAGGGGUUGUAAACUUUAGACCAAAUAACCCAACUGGAAUAUUAUGCUCCCUUAGGCUCCCUUUGGGUUUAAAUUUAAGUUUUUGGUUUAGGGAAUAAUCCUGGCAGCUUAAUAUUAAAUUGGUCAAUUGUAAUAAAAAAAACUGGAGAAAUGUAAACAAAAUAUCUAGCUGAUCUGCAAAAACUCUCCUACAAUACAAAAUGUAGAUGGAAAUAGCCAAUCAGUGACACAAGCAUGUGUUCAGUUCACUGUUGAGUCAAUAAACCCAGGUCUCAUGAAAAUAUCUGCUUCCUUUUCUAGGUUCGGUCCUUUCUCACAUUCAGAGACGAAAGCACUUUAAUGAGAGGGAGGCUAGUAAAGUAGUAAAGGACAUUGCAUCUGCUCUUGAUUUUCUUCAUACAAAAGGUAAGUAAAAAGUGAGUCACAGCCGUAUAUCAGGGGUGGGAGAUCUAUAAGAUCAGAACUGUCUUCUCCGUGAUGCUUUGCACUACUACACAGUCUAGACUGUGCUCCCCACGACUCGUCUUUCCUUUGUGUAAAACCAUUUUAUUUCUAACUAUAAAGGUCAUGUGUGAGAAGGUAAUAGUUUAGUUUUAAGUUCCUUGCAUUUAACCGUAAACAUUUCAAGUUUUCUAAUUUUUUUUUUUUUCUCCCAACCACUAAAUCAGGUAUAGCUCAUCGAGACUUAAAACCAGAAAAUAUUUUAUGUGAAUUCGAAGAUAAGGUGAACUUCUAUUUUUAUUUUAGUAACAUAUUUAGUUUUUGUGCUGAACCCUAUUUACAGUCUCCUCUUUGUCACAGCUGUCACCAGUGAAAAUUUGUGACUUUGACCUCGGCAGUGGUGUUAAACUAAACAGCGCGUGCACCCCCAUAACAACACCAGAGUUAACGACUCCAGUAAGUUCUAAUAUUUUAUUUUCUCUUUUUUUGUUUUGUGUGGAUUCUGUCUUUCAAUUAUAGUACAACUCCCUGUCAAUGGCUUUGCUCCUGACUCCUUCAGCGAUGAGCUCACGAAUGCAUGACUCUUUCGUCCCACAAUGCAUUGUGUGGUGAUGGAUGUGCAUGCUCACAAUAUGGUGGCAAUAUUUGUAGGGGAGGAAGUGGUUUGAGACUCCUUUAUUGUAGAGCAAAACAUUUAUUUAAAAUAUGAGUCUUGCAAGGACACAUUCAGAUUUAAUGGCCAACAGACGUUUUAUAGAACCUUAAUUUAAUCAACUUCUGAAAGGAAAUAUAUUUAAUUACAAUAAAAAAUAAAUCAAAACUUGUUAAAGCAAACAAAAACCCCUCAUCCCUACCUUUAUGGAACAGGAUCCUUCAGUCCUAUACAUACACCUUGGGUCAGGGUUUGAAAACAGUCUCUAUGGUCUUCCCUUUUUUUUUGUGCCGGAAGUAAAACUUGGAAGAUCAGAGACUUGCUCUUUUCAAACAUACGUAUAUAGCUGAAAGAUCCUAUCAUGCAUUAAAAGAAGGGAUGUAUUUUCUCAAUUUUUAUUCAUUAACCUUGUUUAAAAACUAUUUCCUUUAAUAAUUUGAUGAAAUUCUUAUACUAAAAAUGGUUUUGAGUGACCAUUCUUCUUUUUAAAUGUAGUCUUCAGUUUUUAUUUCCUAAAAUUAAUUUGUCAACAAACCCCUCUAAUGUGCACUCAGUUCUUCUGUUUGCUUAAAUACUUGACCAUUCAACUUGAAAUUAAGAUUUUAAAUAUGUUCUUGUUCAGCUGUGAGAUACACAAAAUUCCACAAGCCUGUUCAAAUUGCAAUCAAAUUAAACAGAAUAUUCUAAAUAAAAAGGCAGCAUGUGUGAUGAAUUUGCCUUUCUAAAGCAAAUGUGUUCCCAUAAGCUUCAUUCUACUUGCAGUAUUAAAGAAGACGGGGGAAAAAAAAUCUGAAUGUCUUGACCUUUUGCAUACUUGAUAUCUGCUCUUAUAUCGCUUAACCUCAUGAAAGCCACAUGUGGGGGGAGUUUAGUUUUUUUUAAUUUUAAUUAUGGCGUUUGUAAAGAUCACCAGAUUAAUUCAUUAAAUGUGUCAAAGUAAAUAUACAGUGUUUAACAGCCAGUUCAUAAAUUAAGCAUGUAAGGUUCAAUGUUGGCUUGAUGACCAGUCUGUAAUCUGCCUUCCAUUACCUCUGUACAGUGUGGCUCAGCAGAAUAUAUGGCCCCAGAGGUGGUAGAGGUUUUCACAGAUGAAGCAAACUUCUAUGACAAGCGAUGUGAUCUCUGGAGCCUGGGCGUUAUUCUGUAUAUAAUGCUGAGUGGGUACCCUCCCUUUGUGGGCAACUGUGGCACAGACUGCGGCUGGGACCGAGGGGAAGUUUGCAGAGUGUGUCAGGUAGUUACAGCCUUGCUUUACUUGUCAUUAAAUGGUUAGCAUUUCUCACUCCUACCUAGAAAUCACAAAUUCUCAAUAUCUACAUGUACACAGCUUACCAGUACAAGAGGAAAAUUGUCAGCACUACAUGAUAAAACAAAAAUGUAAUGAUUAUACGCUGAUACAUUAUGGUCUUGUGUUACUUGGACUUGUUUUGUACAAUUGAUACCAAUCAGUCACUUCAGUGGUGAAUUUGGAAGGAAAAAUGGGGGUACAAGGGAUUUGUUUUCUAGCUUAAUAUAGUUCUUCCUUUACAAUCUACUUGUCCAGACAGACCAUAAAAUAACAUGUAAACAUGGAGGCUGUGAGGUUGGUACACAAAACAUUAGCUGACUCCUCCAUUUAUUGUAAUCAACUCCAAUAACCUAAACUUGCUGCUGUCUCAGGCUCCACAGCACUGUAAGGAAGCUUUGUAUGUAUGUAAAUGUUGAGUGCAUGUAUGGGGUAUGCUUCUUGUGUGGGUUGCUGUGUCUGUGGAGGUUGAAAACGCAUACAUAGUGCAGGUGCUGGGAUCUUGUCUGCAGCAACGCUUAAAGGAGGAAAAAACCUAGCGUCCGCAUCUGCUCUAACCUCCCACUGCUGUCCUAUAGGAAAGCAUUGGAUCGGCUGAGAUCCUCCUUAUUAUCUUAGCCAGCAGAGGAGUGCUCGGAGAAACACAUUAAAUAGUAUUUCUAAAUUACGCCUACAUCACUCUAAACGUUUGUGUCCCAAACAUUUGUGUACCUGUUAACAUUUUAAGGACCCUUGGCCCACAUUUUGUUCUUGUCCCCCUCCCAUUUGAGAGGUCUUCAAUCACUGCAACAGGCGGUUUCAUUGUCAGAUGUUCAGCUAAAGUGACAUUUAUCCAAAUAGCCGUUGGAGUGUUGUACACAUACAGUCGCUCCUGGGUUUCUAUUUUAGUACAACAAUUACAUUGCCAUCUGGGUUGCAAUAAUUAACAGAUGCUUCACUGCUGAUAAACCAGCAGUGAGGUCAGUGGCAAUCAAUGCAAGGGUUGAAAUAACCACUAGUCUGCAAAGUGUUAAAUAUCUAAUAAUUGAAGAAAUGGGUUAGAGGGUCAGAUGGUAAAUAAAUCAUGCUAGUCUUUAACAACAAGUAACCUUGACUGAGCCACCAAUUAUAUUUUGGUUCUAAACUGGAAAAUUAAUAAAUAAAAUCGGUUACAACAUAUAACCACAGACAAACUGUUUACAACUAUUGUGUACAUUUAAGAUUCUGUAAGAUUAUUUUUAUUUUUUUUAAAACACUUGCCUGAUAUUGGGUGCUCGUAAUGCUAUCAUAGCAGUCUGUAACAUUAAAAAACCUGUUCCAGUGAUUACCUGCAGUCACCAUUUCAAUAUUCUAUUUUAUCUUUCUUUAGUGGUGCUUGUGAUGUCCGUUUACAUUUAAUGAAAUAAAACCUUUUUACUAAAGCGCAAGCAUAUUGACCUUGAUAGAAAGACAGGAAAGAAGGCGUAUACCGCGCCUAGUAAUUUAUAUAUGCUGAAAAUACAUAUAUAUCCUUGAAUAUUCCAAUCAAUCGCAACCUCCUGAGAAAAUUAAGAUGAGAAAUAGUGCAAUACAUUAAAUUAUAUCUUAAAAACAGUCAAUUAUGGCUAUGUACAGUCCACUCACAUUUGAAUGAGCUAUAACAGAGCUCUGCUGUGAAGCGCUUGGAUAUAUCAUCAUUCUGUUUUAUUUUAUAUGCUGAUCGCUGCCCAAAUCAAAUAUGGCCACCAAGCCAUAAUUACAUCACUAUGCCCAUACUCUUUCAUUGGGUAUUGGAGCGGGUGGCGCUCGGAACGCUACGCACGCCAUAUAUUGGUGCUGCCUGCGUCCCAAUGCGCCAGAAUAUUGUAUUCAUUCUCAAUUUUGUUGCCGUGGCCAUUUCCGGUCUGAUGCGAGCACUGCGUCAUUUCCGGUAUGACGCGUGCGUGUCAACACCAAGCCGGAACCAGGAAGUAAACACACCAGGAAAUCAUCAUUUCAUCAACCAGGAUAUAAAAAUGGACUUUUGGACAUUAUACCACACUUCUGAAGAAGCCUAUUAGGCGGAAUGCGUUAAGUGGGACUUUACCAUAUAUAUUUUAUCCUUUAUUAAUCUGUCUAAUUAUAUUAAAGUAUACUUUUUAAGUUACUUUUUAUAAUUUUUUUUUUUUUUUUUUUUAAUUCCUGGAUCCUGUAUAUCCUUGGUGGGGAUUAUACCACCCAAGCUGUUUAUACUGGAGCAAGUUAUAUGCUCUAGAAAGUGUAAGUACAAUACUUUUUAUUAUUCAUUAUAUUAUUAGUACUUCACCAUAUUGCUACUAUCUCUCCUUUAUAUCUACUAUGCACAUUGCACUUUGAGAACAUCCGUGGCAACUACUACAAAUCCAAAGACGGGGAUUGUACCGUCCAAGCGCUUCACAGCAGAGCUCUGUUAUAGCUCAUUCAAAUGCGAGUGGACUGUACAUAGCCAUAAUUGACUGUUUUUUAAGAUAUAAUUUACUGUAUUGCACUAUUCUUAAUUUUCUCUGAGGUUGCGAUUGAUUGGAAUAUUCAAGGAUAUAUGUAUGUAUUUUCUGCAUAUAUAAAUUACUAGGCGCGGUAUACGCCUUCUUUCCUGUCUUUCUAUUAUUGAGAGGUCUUCAAUCACUGCAACAGGCGGUUUCAUUGUCAGAUGUUCAGCUAAAGUGACAUUUAUCCAAAUAGCCGUUGGAGUGUUGUACACAUACAGUCGCUCCUGGGUUUCUAUUUUAGUACAACAAUUACAUUGCCAUCUGGGUUGCAAUAAUUAACAGAUGCUUCACUGCUGAUAAACCAGCAGUGAGGUCAGUGGCAAUCAAUGCAAGGGUUGAAAUAACCACUAGUCUGCAAAGUGUUAAAUAUCUAAUAAUUGAAGAAAUGGGUUAGAGGGUCAGAUGGUAAAUAAAUCAUGCUAGUCUUUAACAACAAGUAACCUUGACUGAGCCACCAAUUAUAUUUUGGUUCUAAACUGGAAAAUUAAUAAAUAAAAUCGGUUACAACAUAUAACCACAGACAAACUGUUUACAACUAUUGUGUACAUUUAAGAUUCUGUAAGAUUAUUUUUAUUUUUUUUAAAACACUUGCCUGAUAUUGGGUGCUCGUAAUGCUAUCAUAGCAGUCUGUAACAUUAAAAAACCUGUUCCAGUGAUUACCUGCAGUCACCAUUUCAAUAUUCUAUUUUAUCUUUCUUUAGUGGUGCUUGUGAUGUCCGUUUACAUUUAAUGAAAUAAAACCUUUUUACUAAAGCGCAAGCAUAUUGACCUUGAUAGAAAGACAGGAAAGAAGGCGUAUACCGCGCCUAGUAAUUUAUAUAUGCUGAAAAUACAUAUAUAUCCUUGAAUAUUCCAAUCAAUCGCAACCUCUGAGAAAAUUAAGAUGAGAAAUAGUGCAAUACAUUAAAUUAUAUCUUAAAAACAGUCAAUUAUGGCUAUGUACAGUCCACUCACAUUUGAAUGAGCUAUAACAGAGCUCUGCUGUGAAGCGCUUGGAUAUAUCAUCAUUCUGUUUUAUUUUAUAUGCUGAUCGCUGCCCAAAUCAAAUAUGGCCACCAAGCCAUAAUUACAUCACUAUGCCCAUACUCUUUCAUUGGGUAUUGGAGCGGGUGGCGCUCGGAACGCUACGCACGCCAUAUAUUGGUGCUGCCUGCGUCCCAAUGCGCCAGAAUAUUGUAUUCAUUCUCAAUUUUGUUGCCGUGGCCAUUUCCGGUCUGAUGCGAGCACUGCGUCAUUUCCGGUAUGACGCGUGCGUGUCAACACCAAGCCGGAACCAGGAAGUAAACACACCAGGAAAUCAUCAUUUCAUCAACCAGGAUAUAAAAAUGGACUUUUGGACAUUAUACCACACUUCUGAAGAAGCCUAUUAGGCGGAAUGCGUUAAGUGGGACUUUACCAUAUAUAUUUUAUCCUUUAUUAAUCUGUCUAAUUAUAUUAAAGUAUACUUUUUAAGUUACUUUUUAUAAUUUUUUUUUUUUUUUUUUUUAAUUCCUGGAUCCUGUAUAUCCUUGGUGGGGAUUAUACCACCCAAGCUGUUUAUACUGGAGCAAGUUAUAUGCUCUAGAAAGUGUAAGUACAAUACUUUUUAUUAUUCAUUAUAUUAUUAGUACUUCACCAUAUUGCUACUAUCUCUCCUUUAUAUCUACUAUGCACAUUGCACUUUGAGAACAUCCGUGGCAACUACUACAAAUCCAAAGACGGGGAUUGUACCGUCCAAGCGCUUCACAGCAGAGCUCUGUUAUAGCUCAUUCAAAUGCGAGUGGACUGUACAUAGCCAUAAUUGACUGUUUUUUAAGAUAUAAUUUACUGUAUUGCACUAUUCUUAAUUUUCUCUGAGGUUGCGAUUGAUUGGAAUAUUCAAGGAUAUAUGUAUGUAUUUUCUGCAUAUAUAAAUUACUAGGCGCGGUAUACGCCUUCUUUCCUGUCUUUCUAUUAUUCAUUUACAAGGUUGGGGAAAUCCUUGUUUUGUAUACUGCUGCUUGAUCACUAUAGCGAGCGCCUAUUAUUCUCUUUUCAUAUUGACCUUGAUGACCAAAUGUGACAUUUAAGUAUCUGUGUCUGAGUUCUAUCUACCCAAGGGCCAUGUACUGCACUAACCUAUACAUUAGACUUGUGCUUUAAUGCAUUUUCAGCUGGUAUGAACAAAUCAAAUUCCUUUUAAUCUACUCCCGAAUUAAUCCAUGCGUUCAGGAUUUACAUGUGAACUCUUAUUCAUGGACUAAGAAGCCCUGGUUUAAUUCCAGAUGGAUUAGCUUGUUCUGAUGUAGAUCAAGGAAUUUUAUUAAUUUGUACCAGUUGAAAAGCAUUAAUGUGCAAAUCUAGUUACUGUUCUGGUAUGACUGCUUAUUGUUGUAUUGCCCAUAUGGCUUGUGCAUGGGUUAGCCAUUUAGAGAUGCAGUAUUUGUAAUGACUUGACUGUUUUUUGCAUCAAAGGACCAAAUUUGAUCCGGUGUUUGCAAAAUAAAAUGGCAUCUCAAAUCUGUCUUUACUAAAUAUAUAAAUUACAUAAAGGUCAAAUUCAGUGAUUUCAGCCAAAUGAGCAUGUCUGAUUUGGUACCAGCCAAGGCAUGACUGUUAAAAUCCAAGAGAAUUAAGAGGAUUCUUGUAUUUAUCAAAAACAAAAUUGGGAUGUAGGAAGCAAUUUCACAAUACUUACCUGCUGUAUCCAGGCUAACCUACAAAAACCAAGAAGUCUGCUAUAUCUGUCCACUGGCUGCACAAUUCACAGUGCAACAUCCCAUACAUUCGUGCUAUCACUUGUUUUCGCUUUCUGCAACUUUUUUUUUUUCUCUUAAGUUGUGUGAUCAUUCAGUGGAAUUUUUUAUCCCCUCCCUUAACCUGCAUUGUAAAUGUGUUUUUUGGAUUUUUUUUUUUUUUUACAUGUUAAUAGAAUAAGCUUUUUGAAAGCAUUCAAGAAGGCAAAUAUGAGUUUCCAGAAAAGGAUUGGUCACACAUUUCCUGCCAAGCUAAAGAUUUAAUAUCAAAACUAUUGGUCCGAGACGCCAAGGAACGCUUGAGUGCUGCUCAAGUUCUCCACCACCCGUGGCUGCAAGGGGUAAGUGUAUAGUGCUUAUGAAAUGUGUUCAUUGGGAAAUAGAGAUCUAAUGGAGAUUGUAAACCUUUUUAUUUCUCAUGCAUCAUUUGGCUCUGUCACUUAAAUAUCAGAAUUUAUUUUGGGAGGGGUGGUUCCACUUUGCUUCCAAUUCCUGUUGAUUUGCAUCCCCACAGUUUAAAGGAACACUAUAAAGUACUGCUCUGUAGUAGUGGUGGUGCUAGGAUUUCAUUUCUUAUAAGUAUUACUUUACUGAGAGGGUGGUAGAAUGAAUGAAUGGAAUAACCUUCCAGCUGAAGUGGUAGAGGUUACCACAGUGAAUGAGUUUAAGCUUGUGUAGGAUAGUUAAAAGGCUAUCCUAACUGUAAGAUAAGGCCAGGGUCUAAUUAAAAAUAUUUAGAAAAUUGGCAGACUAGAGGGGCCGAAUGGUUCUUAUCUGCUGUCACAUUCUAUGUAAGUAGUACAACCAGGUUUGUGUGGUUUUUUUUUUGUGGUUUUUUUCCUGUUCUAAUUGACAACGUAAAUGGGGGAUGCCAGGACAUUCUUGGCACCAAAACCACUAUAGCAAGCGGUGUUUGGAGUGUUUUAAUGAAUAACUAUAAUUGGGUAUUUCACUUGAUUUUCUUUAAAAAAAGAAAUGCUGCAUGUCCAGAAAGUGUCUUGGUUUCAAAAAGUGUAUAUCUCUUGGCAUAUUUUUAACUAAAAUAAUGUAUAGCUUCAGUGCUAAUUUUGUGGAAUUCUGGGCAUUAUGUAUUUGUCUUUCUCCUCUUACCAGAGCUCAAUCUGGUUUGUAAUAAGCCCUUGUCUCAUAAAGUAUGUAUUGCACAAUGCAAACUGUAUUUUGUUUCUGUACAGUCUGUCCUCUAGAUUGUAAAUAUAAUUGUAUUCUACCCACAUUAUGGAAUACCUCAUGCAAUAUUUGCUUGAGUGGCAAGACCUUAAAUAAAUUCUUAAAAUAGUGUGAAUAUUGCCCUAUACAGCAAGCCAGGUAUUUGCAGCAAUAUAUGCUCUUAUAAAUGAAUUCUUAACUAUGGAUUGAAAGGUUCCAUAAUAUAGAAAUUUCCUGAUCUUCACGGCUUUAUGUUCAGUAUUGAUGAUCAUCUUAUGGCUGAACAUGGGGUAUAUGAACUACUCUUUGCAAUCCCACUAGUAUGACUAUCCUAUCUCUCUCUGCUUUGUUUCCCAUCAACUCAUGCCCCAACAUCUCGACCUCCGUGCAGCCGCAUGCGAUGGCUUUGGGUAGUCUGGUGCUUCCUAAUGGACUUGGCUUCCAGCCUGCUCCUCAGGGCACACAAUGUUUUUUUAGCGAUGCUAGUGAUGUUUUGCUUAUAUUUGUUCUCAUUCUGUUUUUAAGGAUGCUCCAGAACAUGGGUUGUCAACACCACUUCUGCUUCAAAGGUAAUAUUCAUUAAUUUUAUAUAUUUUUAUAGAACCUCUGGAACUACACUUUGUUCUCUAGUACAGGUUGUUUCAAAUGUAUCUCCUUUUAAGUUGCUAAUAACACUAUCUUUAUUUUAAAACAUUUUUUUAAACAACCCAGUAGGUUUCACAGAUAGUAUGUAUUGCAACACAUUUUUUCCUAACUUACUCUAGACAGGCAUAUUUUUGCUUCGGGAUUAGGCACCGCUGUAAAGUAAUGCCGUGUCUUUUUUACAGCUUUCUUUGGUCUAUCACUAUUUAAGAAUAUAUAUAUAUUUUGUAAUAAAGUUUUACCACUAUAUGUAUUGCUGACAAUAAAGUAGUGGUGAUUCAUUGUCCUACAACAAAUCAAAAUGGGCUGUUAGGGAAGCAUUACUAUACUGGCAGUUCAAUGUUUUAGCCAAGCAUUAUUGGGAGAGAACUGUAUGUAUGUAUAUAUGUAUAAAUGUGUGUAUGUAUAUGUAUAUGUAUAUAUAUAUAUUUUAUAUUAUAUUCAAGUGUUGCUUGCAUUCAUAAUUCAUGUUACUGGGAUUCUGACUGGUCAGUCUCAUAUUAACCUCUAACAGGCACAGCAGUACGAAGGACCUGACCCUGUUUGCAGCUGAAGCCAUUGCUUUGAACCGCCAGCUCUCUCAGCGUGACAGUGACCUGAUUGAGGAACAAGUGGAGAUCAUUCAUGCCAUCUGCUCAAUGAGGCUCUCUCCACCUUCCAAGUCGCGCCUCGCAAAGCGGAGAGCUCAGGCCCAGGCACGGAAAGGCAGUGGUCCUCAAACAGCCUAAGUGUCCAACGUCCAAACAAAACUUCACACAUCUUCCAUUAAGCGUUUAAAGGGACAGUAAAGUGGGAAAAUUACUUUUUUAAUUGCCGUAUUAAAAUUCUGGCUACUUUGACAAGACUGUUAACUAUUUUUGGGAUAUUCAUAGCAUUAGGAAAAAACCCGAUUUUACAAGAUGCUAAAGUUAUGUCUGUAGGUAAUGAAACAAUUUUCCAGGAGAAACAGCACUUAUUCUUGGCAACUGAAGUUCAUUGCCGUUUCAUGGCGCAGGUUGCCAAGGCAAGAAAUACUUCCAAGAUAGAACAUUGUCUCGAAUAAAACCACCUGUGUGUAAAUUUGAUAUUUCUGGCUAUGCACUUUAGCAUUGUGGGACUCAGAAAUGUUCAUAGAUUAUAAAAUGAAACCACAUUAUGCUAUCUCAAAAAUCAAAUUUAGUGGGCUUGUCAAAUUAACACAAUAUUUGGAUAUGUCCAUUAAGAUAAGCUAUUGUCUUUUCUGUUCCUUUAACUUUGUAGAUAUUGACAGGUAAUCGUUAACUUGUCCUUUUGGCUGCUGAGGGGUUAAUGCCUUGUGCAUCCCCGCAGUUUUUUAAGUCACGUGCCACUUUAUAAUGGCACCUGUGUGUUUUUAAAUUCUUGGAUUCAGUGAAUCUUAUAAAAGAUUUGCCGCUGCUUCCAUUUUAUUAACAAAGCAAACAAAAAAUCUCCUUAAAUAACUGUGACAAUAUAACUCUGACUGGUUAUGUCCCUCAGAGCUCCUUAUUUAACGUUAGAGCUUCCUCAGGUCUACGGGUUCUAUCUGGUACAACAGAAACCUUGCACACCGUUCGAACACUAAGCUAAGACUUGCGUUUUUAGUUUAAUCCUUAAGAUCUUUGUGUAUGAAAACUAUUCUCCACCCCCUCCCCCCUUUUCAUUAUUUAUUAUUGAACAAAACUGUUCUUCCUUAAAUCUGAAUUGCACAUCAGCCUGAAAUGUUACUUUACCUUUCUUGCCAAAAAUGUACUGUAUUGUAAAUGUUUAAGCAUUGUUUAAUUUUUCUUCUCAUCUCAGAAUAUGUAAAUGUGUUUAUUUUUUUUAAAAUUUUCUCAGAGUAUUUUUUUACAUGGGGAAAGAGUGGGAAUCAAACAGGAAUUUUAUAUAUAGCUGCCUUGUCACUGUGCCUGAAGGGAUGAGAUGUAUUGUGGGUAUUUUUUUUAUUUUUUUUUUCUUCUAUUUUAUAUGAAUGCAAAGAUCUUGAAGGGAAUGGAGUUGUUUUGUCAAUGUUAUUUAAUAUAUGAAAAUAAAUGUACCACAUCAAGUUUUACAUAAGGCUCUAUUUUUGAAUUGUGAGCUUUUCUAACUGUGUACAAAACACUGUUUAUGGGGAAACACGUCUCUGGUCAAAAGUAUUUCAUGACACACACAACCAGGCAGAAAAAGUACUUUUACAAACUCUAUAACAUUAAAUACUACUGCAUUCUGCUAACACAUAGAUCUGAGUGCAUAUUAUUAGCGAAUAGCGCUCAGAUCCCACACACACAGUUCAAUCGCCAUGGAGUCAAAGUUCUUAGUCUUUGGGUAUGCGAUUGACUCCAUUGGAAGGCUAUCUGGGUUAAGUCCUUUCGUGUGUUUCAAAACCCCCGAACGGCCGGUGUUCGUACGCUUUCGUGGAGGCAGCCAGGCGUUCCGUUGUUUCAGCGGUGUUCGGCAGAAAAAGUGUCCAUUUUUAGUUCCAUGAAAAUAGAGCCGAACACCGCUGGGCUUUCGCGUGUUUUAAAAUGGCCGCUGCCUCGUGGUCGACAUACGAACGACGACCACCCUGAAUUCGGUUUAAUUGAGAAGUGUCUGCGGUUAACCACAACAUUCUAAUUGGGAUCAAUAGGUUAACCAGCAGCACACUUCUCUCCUGGGUGGCCAUCCGUUCGGUAGUUUUGUUCGGGAAAAACAGUCAUUCGUAUGGCUGGGCUAUAGGAAACAGCCAUUUACACGAACGGGGCAGAAACAGACGAAUCCACCACAAUAAACAGACAGAUGGUUCUGUCACAGUAUUCAAUGUCAUUGUAUGUGUAUUUUGAUAUUAAUAUAUAUUUAUAAUAUUAAAAUACACUUAGUGUAUGUGUAUAUGUGUGUGUAUAUAUAAGAAAUAUGUAAAUAUAGUAUAUAUGAUCUAAGUAUAUAUUUAUUUGUACACUGUUUUAACAUGUUUUAAAUUUUUUUUCAGGCCGCAUGGGGAGUACCUGUCAUUACAGGCACUCCCCCUGCUGGCAUUGCUAUGGAGGGCUAUGCCGUCCAUGUGAUCGUGAGGUCCUCGCAAGGACCUGUCGAUCACAUGGCCCAGGGGGGCCGAAGAGGAAGCAGGGGGACUCCCUGGGAUCCCAGGUAAGUCCCCAUACCGCGAUCGCUGGCGACCGGGUAAGUAAAAAGGACGGUUAGGGCGUUCUAUGCCGCCCUCCGGCGUUUAGAGCCGGUUCUCUAAGGACGGCAUAGCACGUCCCCCGUCCUUAAGGGGUUAAUAUUUCACAGUAUUUAUUUUUAUUUUUAAAAACCACGGACACCAUUCUCUAGAGUUAGCCAAAUUUUGGCACUCCAGAUGUGGACUACAUCUCCCUUAAUGCUCUAUCAGCCAUAAUGAUAAAGCAUCAGGGGAGUUGUCUCACAUUACUAAGUAUAUAUUGUGUAUUUUGCACCCCCUCACUGUGUUUGUAUCUAUUUAUAUAGUGCGUUUGGAGUGAUUUUUAGACACUGGGGGUUGUUGCAAUUUCCUUUAUCACUUAGCGCCAAUCCACCUGUAUUUUAUCCAGCUCUUAGGUUAAAUAUCUUUUCUUGUUUUGUCUGCAUACCCAAUGCAGACAGCUCCUUACAGGCAUCACCCAGGAAAGUAUCAGAUCAUUGUUGUGAUAACCUGUAGCAACGCUCCGAUAAUGGAGGAGUUGAGUUCCGGCCAAGUUCUCCCUCCUACCCCAUUACUGGAGGGUUGGCAGGUGAAGUUCUUAUCUCCCCACCGUGCAGUCCAGACAGGAGGAGACUGACAGCCUCGCUUGGCUCCUCAGAGGGGGAGUUUGCCCUGCCCACCCCCCUCUUUCCGAAAUUGCCCCGAGUCUGGUCAAUGUGAAGGUUUGGAAGACGGGAUUGAUGUCCUUUGUAUUCAUUCGGCUGUAGCACCUGGACUUGUAUAUUAAUCUUACACCCUUUUGACAGGACUGGUAGUCUUAGAAAAGUAAGAGGGAUUAUAGAAGAGGAUAGUGAAAGAGGAAGCUCCCUGGGUUAGUGGUUUUGUGGUGGUGAGCCUGUGUGGCUUGACUCUGGUACCUCUUUUGGUUACAAGUUCCAGGCCCGUAGUGUCUUCAAACCUUUUUUUUUUUUUGGAGAUUGAAAGACGUGAUCCAUUGUGAGAUUAGAAGUUCAGUGGGGUAUCCCCUUUGUAAGUGAUGUAGUUGUUAUGGAGACCCUUGUAAUAGGUAGGAAUGUUCUCUGACUAUGGUGUCUUUAGGGGCUAUGUCAUGGAUUCACUUCGGUUUCUGCAGUCUCUGUGCCCUAUCUAGCAGACAGUUUCUGCUCUGCCAGCGCGGAAAGAUUGCUUGGAGACUGCAAAGGUAGGUAGCUUAGCAGCUGUGAUAUAGUUAGGGAUACCCCUUAUCCUGACAUUCCUCCAGCCCUGUCCUUUCCUGUUUCUCCUGGUCUGCUUCCUAUGUGGAGAAUCGGUUGUUGAGCCACAGAGAGCUCCUCCUUGCGAGCUUCCAGAUGGGAUGACCUGUCGCCCAACUGCUUUAUUUAUUUAGGCAGGUCUGCAGUUAUUCCUGUAAAAUCAUUUCCCUGGAGCGUGGCCCUAUAGCCUGCCUAAUCGAUCCCAGUGACUUGAGUGACCGGUUUAGAUAUUGUUACUGGUAUUGAUUAGACGAAGACAUAUAUAAUUGUUAUACACUAACCACAUAAUAUUAAAGUACAGAGAAUUUCUUUCCCCAUACGUUCAUCUGGGUCCUGCUGUAACUUUAGUGUGUCUGUAUGAGUGUGUAUAUGUAUCUGUAGACUGUAAAGGUUUCUGUGUAUGAGUUUUGUUUCCUUAUGACUGUGUCUGUCUUACUGUGUAUGUGUCUGUGUACGUGAAUUUGUUUGAAUGUGUAUGUGUCUGUAUGUCUGUGUACUUGAGUUUGUUUGAAUGUGUAUGUGUCUGUAUGUCUGUGUACUUGAGUUUGUUUGAAUGUGUUUGUAUGACUCUGAGGGAUAUUUAAGUGAUGCUUACAUUUGUCCGCUCUUGGCUGCGUUCCGGACAUGCCCCCGUACUUAUUACUUUUAUGAAUUGUUUUAGAACAAUUUGGGAACAUCGGAGGGCUUGCUGGUUCACUCAGCUUUCAUGAUUACUUAUAGGUCAAUGUUUCCCUGUGAGGAGCAUGCUAUUAGGCAAUCUCCACAUUUGAUUGGCGCAUGCACCAUUUCUCCAGGAAGAUGAGACUCGUCACGGUCUUCCCUGGAGGAGUGUGGACUAUUUAAGUAGGCUCGACUAAGACGCUGGAUAGAUUUUUUUAUUUUAUUUUUUUGUUCUUUCUUGGUAGGCUGCGAAAUAAACACUUCACUUACAGUGUCACCGCAUUUCUAGCGUUUCUGGAACUCUGCUAAUGCUAUGCUUUGAGGGGUUUAAGUGUUGAGAAAGAAGGGCACAUUUGUCGAAUGCCAAUCCUGAUGGAUUUCUGAGAUGUGAUUGGGACGUUCUAAUAUUUCCUGAAACAAGUGGGCUUUGCAUUUUUGCAUCCAUGGAAACCUGUUGUCAAGGCAACUAAUAGAUGGUAGUUCUGGAUGGGGAUAUUGGAUUGUUGUGAGGUUGGUGAUAGCCAGACAUGAUUUAGUAUUUUAAUUUUUUUUUUUUUCCUUUAAUGAUCCAUUCUUGAAUGUAUGUAGCAGGCUGCUGGCUUCCUUUAUAGAACCUGCAAUAUUUGCUACAGUACAGGCGAGAGCAUAUUAUAGCUUAAAAGAUUUGUGUGUUUAUAUGUAUAAAUAUAUAAUCAUACAGUGAACCAUGUACUAUGGGAAAGUAAUUCUACAUUGGGGUUCUGGAGACUUAACAAUAAACCAUGAGACUAAUUAUUCUGGAGACAUUCAUAGGAAAAUAAACAUUUAACCAUAAUUCUAUUCACUUUUAAGUUGUUUCUGCAAGGGUUUCUUCACAAAGUGAAGUGUACUAUAAUGCAGUUUUAUGAUAACACUUAAUAUCUAUAAUGAAGUCCAUCACUAUAAAUACAAACUACUUUCCAUUUCCUUGCUAAUUAUAUAUAAUUUGUCCUUAAAAGGUUACUGUAACCUUUCUUAAACCAUAUUUUCACCCCUUUUAACAGAGUUCCGAGCAACCUAUUUCACGUGUGGCGGGGGAUGUAACUAGCCCCCAUCAUACAAGUGCCAAUAUCCUUGUAUUUCAUAUAUAGACUCCAACCACUGGUCAUGGUUAGGUUACCAGGUCCAACCUUCUUUUUUUUUUUUUUUUUUUAGGCAGACGUAUAAUUUUGUUAUAUUUAUGAAAACGCAUGAAAAGCUUAGCCCUGCAGCAUGCAUAAUGCAAUGUAUUCUCUCUGUUGUACUUCCUUCUCAGCAGGCCAACCUUAUCUCCGAACAGCAUUAGGGAAAUUAAGAAUAAAAAAAUUAUCUGCAGAGCGGCAUCGGUGAGAUUAAGAAAAAAAAAUAAAAUGCUGAUCUUGUGACUAAAGGCAUACUGUGACUUGUAUUGAGACUGCUCGUUAAAUGAAUACUGUGACGUAUAUUGUCACAGUAUUCAUUUGUGUACAUUGGCAAACAUAUUACUAUUAGUUUUCAGUCAGCAAGGCUGUCAAUCGAACCCAUGCUCUGAAAUUGUGUUAUUUAAAUCAGACACAGUAGUCCAAACACUUGCUUUUACUACACCCAAGAUUUUGGCAUUAUUUAUUGCAUGCUCCUAAUGAUUAUAUACAUUAGAAUCUAUAAAAAAAUGUCCUGUAUUUAUGUAGUCUUUUGAUUGCAUUUAUAUCAUCUGAAUUUGAAUUGUUUAAUUUGCAAUUUCCACAUUAAUCCCGGACAUCAGUCUUAACUCAUGUGGGCCAUUACAGGUGCAGCGGUAACAUUUUAUACUGGAAACCCAUUUGAAAUUCAAAUUUUCAAAUUCAAAUCUGACGUUUGCUUCCCGUCUUUCUGUAUUGUAACACGUCAAUUAAUCAAUCUAUAGAUAAAAUCAUAUUUGAAUGAAAUUGAACAGCUCAUGAUAGCUGAACUUUAAAUAGUUCACGAAUCCUGAAUGUAAUAUGCCCUAACAGUAAAGAAUUCUAUCUUUUAUUACAAAAUGCAAUAUUUUACAUGUUACAUGUGUUUUAUUUGUUAAGAAGCAGAAACUUUAUUGGCAAAACGAAUUGCAUUAGACAAUAAAGCUUGCAGUCUAAUGUAAUUCAGUGAGAUAAGGGUCACGUUCUAACUGAAUUACAUUAGAGUGCAACAUUUAUUAUCUAACUGGAUAAAUUAGAGUGCAAGUUUUAUUUUGUUAUAUAUUUUUAUUGGUGGCAUAGUCACAAAGAUAUAUACAUAUUAUUUUAACAAAUUGAUGAUCUGUUAUUUAUUUGGAGAGCUGUCUCUUUGCUGUAUUAUAUACUAGAGUUUGAGCUUCAUGGACAAAAUUGAUUUCAUUUUAAUGCAUGGUUAAUUAGCAAAAUUAACUAAAUUAAACUGUGAGCUUUAUUGGUGAAUUGAAUUACAUUGCAGUGUGAGUUUUAUUGACAAAUUGAAUUCCUUGUGUGGAAGAUUUAUUAUAUUUAUCGAUAACAUUCGAAUGUGAGCUUUAUUGAAGAGGUGAAUUACGUUCUGGAAUAUUUUAGCACGUAGAAUAGAUUAGACUCAAUUUUAUUAUCAUUGUACAGUGUAUAAACAAAGACAAUGAAACACAGUUGGCCUUUGAUAAGAAAUACAGUAGUGAUUGAUCAAAAUACAAUACAAGAGAGAAUGUAACUCAGUAAAACUUAGUGACAUAAUACAUGUUAUAUCUAAACAAUAUAAUCCCUCAAUCAUUACAUUAACAGCCUAGUAAUGCAUAUAGGCAUUGCACAAUAGUGCCUCCAAUAUUAUACAAUACAACUAUAUAGCCUGACGCCUCCAUCCAACUAAAACAUCCAACCACAUACAUCACUUGCAAAUAAAGUGCAAGAUGUGAACAUGUAGGCCAUGUAUGUAAAGUGCAGUGUGUGAACACGUAGGUAAUGUGCAGAAUGUAAACACGUAGGCCAUGUGCGUAAUGUGCAGAAUGUGAACACGUAGGCCAUGUGCGUAAUGUGCAGAAUGUGAACACGUAGGCCAUGUGCGUAAUGUGCAGAAUGUGAACACGUAGGCCAUGUGCGUUAAGUGCAAAAUGUGACCACGGACGCCAUGUGUGUAAAAGCGCAAGAUGUGACCACGUAGGCCAUGUGCGUAAAGUGCAAGGUGUGAAUAAGUACGAGAUAAGAACACAUGGACCACAUGCUUUAAGUGCAAAAUGUAAACCCAUCAAUUGUGAAUAAAAAAAAAAAAAGCAAAUCGACCAUGAGCAUAAAGUGAAAUCGUAAAACCCACGAGGAGCAAAUUAUAAACCAAUAUACAAAUCUUGUAUAAAACAUAAUUUACCUUUUGGGCAAGAAAAUCACUCCAGCCAAUUCAACAAAUCCUGAGACCGUUAUGUUUGUAAGAUCUAACGUCUAAGCAUAGAAUUCAGAAACAUCACUGCAGAGGAAACAAAAUGAUUCCCAAACCUACAGGUCUAGGAGUAAUGGACUAUUAUAACGUUUCCCUGAAGGAAGACUAAACAAGUCUUAAAUAAAAAGUACUUUUUACCUGAUACGUCCGAGGUCACUAAGGGGUUAAGGAACAUAUUAGAAGAGUGGCCAUUAAAGAAACACAUAUUAUUCAUAUUCAAAACUGAUCUGAACAAAAUCAUCCAGCUACUGGCAGGGCAAAUCUGGCAAACAUGAAUACUGCACAAUAUUAUUCUGUACUUCUUGCCUGUACAUAUGAUAUAAGCCAGUCUGAACAAACGACUCUAAUAGUGCAUUUUGUAACCGUAACAUUUAAAUAUCCGAGAACAUUUCUUGGGGUUCUUGGACAUUCACAUAUUACAGUAACACCCAGUAGGAGAGUCACAUUCAAGCAGUGAAGGCUAUCCAAAACCAGAAUGGGAACAUUUAUAAUGCCAUAACAGCAGUUAUGGAGGAUACUAGUUUAGCAGGGGUCAGCUCGUGGCAAGACACUGGCAGAAGGGAGAGGAAUCCCAAGGAGGAAAUGCAAUUUAAAAUUUCUGUGUGGUGUAGUCUUGUGGCAUGAUGAACUCUACCAUGUAACCAUCAAAACACAAAAGACUGGAACGGGUUAAUAUUGAUAUUUAUGCAGAAGUUCAACAACUUGACAUGACAAUCAUUUCCUGUCACAGUUUAGUAGAUAGUGCCCAAUAUGCAGUUACAGACUUUAGUUGUUCAAAACGAAGUACAGACAAGGAUAAGGCAGAGACAAAGUCAGACAGGCAAAAGGGUCGGUUCAGGCAGCGCAGGAUAAUAAACGUAGAAUAAGUCAGAGGUCGGAUAUCGGAUAAGCAGACAGGAACACGGAACAACUUGAUAGGAGUAUGGAGCACAGAAUACCGAGCAAAGAUAGGUCUGAGCAGGCUUAUAUAGGAAAGGGGAUGGAUCACAUUUCACAGGUGUCCUACCUGUCUCCUGUGACCUCCUUCUAGAAAAAAAAACCUACUUCCGCCUAGAACAUCCAGUCGGAGUGCGGAUUCGGCUGAUGCAGCUCGGAAGCCGUGGUCUCUGUCGGUGCAUCGUGGAGAGCAGUGUAGGAGGUAAGUGUCUGAUCCAUGGUCGGGCAAAUUUAUCGGUCAGGUAAGAAUUUGAACAUGUUUUAAAAAGUGCACAGAAGAUGGCAGAGGAACUUGACAUAAGCUCGACAUUUCCCCUUGCAGAAGUUUGGGCACAUCACAAAGCAACCCAUUUUAACUAGGAGGAGAGGAUGAAUAAACCAAUGAUACAAAACAAAAAAUGAUAUUUUUUUUUGCCAGAAUGAGAAUUCUUUGCCAGGCAGGAGCUCUGGACAAUUGCUGCCUCUUGAGUUUAGCUCCACUGAGCUAUCCAAACCAGGAAGUAACAGGGCCGGUUGUGUGAUUGACAGCCAGGGUUGUAACAAGGUUAAUUCAUAAAGUUAUAUUUUCUAUUGACAUCUGCUCUUUUUGUAAAAUAAAAAAAGAAGACACACUCUUCACACAUAAAGCACCGCCUUAGGAGUCUGGAGUGUUCCUUUAAGACAAAGAGAACCCUAUUGGGUUAAAUAAUUGAAUUGUUUUGAUAGAAUAUAACGAAUACAAGUUAAUUUGCGUUUUUAGUAAAUGCUAUAAUGUGAAAUAUUUUUAACUUUAGAUAUCGUUUGCAUGAAGGACAUUACAGGAAGCAUCUUUAUAUCUUGUACUGGGAUCUCAUUAUGGCCAGAGCUAAAGAAUAAAAUAAUUUUAAAAAGCAGCGUAAAACAAAUGUCUGAUCCUGGUUUCUAAAUGAAGGUUUUCGUGGCGCUAAAUGAAAAAAAAUAUAUAUUAUCUUUUAAUAUUAUUUAAUUUAUAUAAAAUUGUUAUCUUGUUUUUUUUCCCCAUGUGAUUUGCAAUCUAUAAUUCAAUAUGUUCUUUAAUUUAGGUACUCGACUUGGAAUUGUCACUUCUCAGUAUUUUCCAUGUUCUGUUUACUUAUCCCCUAUAAUCUGUCCAGGAACUGGCUGCCUCCAUCUUAGAUUCCCGUCAAUUGUUUUUAUAAACAUUGACCUUUUUCUGAAAUUGGAGAUUGUGGAAGAGCCGCAACAAUGUUUCUGUUGUCCGUUCAUUUGCACUGUGUGUCCUGGCCGUGCUUAGACUGGACUGAAUUGGAUUGUGAUGUCACUUUCUAAAAUAUUUAAUAUGUACUUUAAAAGGAAACAAAAAAAGAGUAUCACAAGAAUUAAACGGAUUAAGUAACACUAGUUACAGGUGAUUUACAAUUGUUUAUUGAAGGUUGUAAUUUUAAGUGACAGAAGUGACAGUUCUACUUUAAACACUUUGCACGUUGAAACAUUUUAUGUCACAUGAUGGCACUAUCGCAUAUGAAAAGCAGAUGCACUUUGAUGUAUAAGGAUGUCAUUAAGGUUUAUAUAUGUGUGUUGGGUUCCACCUACGGAUACUCAGGAUUAUUCACUAAAGUGAGAAUUUCAAAUUUAAGAUUAACAUACCGGAACUGUAAAUAUGCAGCAAUGCACUCGGUUUUGCUACUCUGGCCUUAAAUUUGAAGCUCACUUUGGUUUUUUACUUAAAGUUUUCACUUUACUAACUAACCCUGUAUGUAAAUGCAUAUGGCACAAUUGUAAUUAGGUUUGAGAAAGGCCAGAUCUGUGACCAUAACAUUAUCUGUUUGUAGGCAUCAAGAAGGGAUCCCUAUAUCAGAGAUUUGUGUAGAAUUGUUUUAUUUGGCUAUUUAUAAUAUCUUAAUAAAAUGUUUCAUGGCUAGUUUACCUAUACUAGUGAUGAUUCUGCAGAUCUAUGUGCACUACAUUCCCCAUAAUGCUCAACUGUUUCUCAUGAUGCACAGUUGGCCUUUAGACUACAAAACAUUUAUUACUUCUAUUGUCUUAGUUCCAUCUUUUCCUUUCUAUACCCCACCCUUUCCUAAAUAACGCAUACAUGUCAACACCAUGAAUCGGUCUCCUGUGUUAGCAAAAGCUAUGUGUGACAGAGACUUACAUUACAUUGCUACAAUAGAUUUUUAAAGGGACACUAUAGUCACUAUAACAGCUUAUUGUAUUUGUUGUGGUGAGUAUAAUCAUAACCCUCUGGCAUUUUGCAGUAAACACUGUAUUUCUAGAGAAAAUGCAGUGUUUACAUUACAACCUAGUGAUAACUCCACUGGCCAAAGAUGGCUGCAAGAGGAACUUCCUGGGGCACUGCUGCUGUGUGAGCAGUACUGCUAUUCAGUGUCUCCACCAUCUCCGCAUGCAGACACUGAACUUUCUUCAGAGAUUCAUUGAUUCACUGUAUCUCUAUGAGGAGAUGCUGAUUGGCCAGGGCUGUGUUUGACCUGUGCUGGCACUGCCCCUGAUCUGCCUCCUUGACAGUGUCAGACAAUCCUAUGGGGAACCAGACAGCAGGCAGCUCAGAGGCAGCAGCUGUAGACUUGAAUACAAGUAAGAUUUGAUCAUAUUUAGGGAGGCAAGGGGGUGGGGGUCAGGAGGGCUAGAUGAUGGUUUUAACAAUAGAUGGUCAGGAAUACAUGUUUGUAUUCCUUUAAUGUUACACUGCUAGACCUAUGUACCUAAAAGUUACUCUAUAUCAUAUAUUUCCCUUCUCUUUUUUCUUAUCCUUCUCCCAUUUGAUGAAAACUCAAUAAAAUUCAAAUGUGAAAAAAAUAAAAAAAAUAAUGUGAACUAUGUUGUUCAACCAGCGUUUAGACUGAUCUCCUGGUAAAUAUAGCAUAUCACUAAUCCUUUAAAAAUAUGAAGCUAUUUUACAUUACUUUUGACCUUUUACAUCUAACACAUAUUGCUAUUUUUUGACCGUCCAGAUGUAAUCGGAACUUGCUAGCCUGAGAAGGAGGAAGUCUGAUAAGAAGUUAAAUAUUUAAAGAGGAUAUGGGUUAUUGCAGUGUACACAGGCGUUAUUAAACGUGCAUUAUAGCCUAUUAUGACGCACAUUCUAAACGAGCGCUACACUUGACAUUUUCCCAGACAUCUCUUCGUUUAUAUCGUACGGGUCAAGGUACAAAACUGUGGUAUUAACAACUUAGAAGUUAAUUUGCUGUGUAGUUGCUUGCUUUAUAUUAACCUUAAAGGGGAACCAUCUCUUACCGUAAUUUUUAUUAUUAUGUUAACUUAUCUUUAUAUUUAACAAAUAUGUAUUUGUGUGCUGUGAAAAAUAAAAUUUAUUAUGGAAAUCUACCUCUUUCUCCUGCAACUGUGCGUCUCUAUCUUAGCUACCAGUUUUUUUUUUUUUGUUAUAAACUCUGUCCUAGACUAUGAAAAAGGUUAAACACAAAUUAUAUAUGAUGGAACAGUGUAAAUGCCAGAGAAGUGACAGUUUCAAAACAUGAUAACCAAUUUACAUAGGACAAAUCAACGAAUGAAAAUAAAUUAUGUAAAAAUGCUAAAUAUUUUCUCAGUGUUGACAUCACAAAUUGAUGUUUUUUUUUUUAUAUAAUUCUUUAUUUUAGGAGUGCAGAGAUAAUUUCAGGCAUGAACAAAGACUUGUACAUUACAAUAUUUCACGGGAAACAGUAUAAGCAUAGGAAGUCAAGAGAUGCUGCACUUUUUUUUUUUUGGUUAGAGCAAGAUCGUUACAUUAGUAAUACAAGAAAUGCUACAGUGGUGGUAUUCAAUGUAUAUAACAGUUGAUUGUCAUACUAAGCUAUGAUAUGUAGAGUUUAAUCUUUUGAUAUAUAUAAGCAUGCUUAGUGAUUUAGGUCAUUCUUUAGGCUAACCAGGAUUAAUAUUAAGUAUAGCUCGACGCUAGUGAGAGUAGAUAGGUCAUAUACUAUGUUUUGUGUAAUGGCGUUGCAUAUCCAGGAUUACUCCCAGGUUGCUCACCCGAGAAGACAGGAGACAUGUUACAAGUACAGGCAGAGUGGGGGAACACAUAAUUAACACUAUGGAUUAAAACUAUUCUGUUGCAAGUUAUGCAUGAGUGAAGGUUGGUUAACGAUGUCUGCAUUUUUAGGGUGCCAUUAAUGCUAGCUAUUUUGUGUGUUAAAAUAAAAAGAUUUAUGCGGUAAGCUAUAUUCAAAGGCUCAGUAUAUAAACUUAAACAUGUUAAGGCCAGGCAGCAAUCUACAGGUAUAAUAUCACCCUGGCUGAUCAAAAGUUCGUAAGUCUGCACACACUUCAGGAACCGUCGGCAUGGUGGGUCCGAUGCUUCGUCGGUGGUAGUGGACAUAUGGUCGGCCAAUGCCUGUUCCAGCAUGUCGGCGUGACCCAAUGUUAGUGUCAUUUUAGGCUGAGGUUCUAGCGAUGUCUCUCCAGGUGCAUCACUUGAGCUUGCCUCUGUUGGGAAUCGGGAGGAGAGUGUUCUCCGAGAUGAACAGUGGGUGUUGCAUAUUCUGGCGUGUCACUGUGUGGCCCUCUUCGCUCGGCGGCAGGGUCGUGAGUGUGGAGCGGAGUCCCGGCAUACUGGUGCAUCCGCCGCUUUAGGUCCGGUAGGCCUACGCUGCUGCUCGCCUUUCUCGUGGCUAGUUGCUUGUACAGGUAGGAAAUCGCUUGGUGAGCUUUGAUGAAGUGGAGCUGCCAACUCCUCUGGCCCCCUGGGCCCGUGCCUGUUUGUUUCACUGGGUGUUCUGAGCUCCGCUGUUAUGCGUUCCCUUCUGCUGACUUCGGCGCACGUGGAAGCCGCCAUCUUAUGUGAUGCGGUCGGGCCCUUGAGUGUGAAGGCGGCGCCCCUGCGCUCCGGUUGCCAUGCCUCCAGGUGAGGACCGGGAUCACCCCCCCCCCGGCCCAUAGGGGGGGGGACAGGGCCGGGUCCGCCCAGGUUCGAGCCCCAGGCUGGGCGCUGUGAGGCAGGAUAGUGGUGCGGCGGCCGUCCGCCCCACUCACCGCCGAAGAAGGCCCCAGUUGGGACAUCAAAGUUUUCUCCUCCAGGGGACUGCAGCUUGGUAAGCCAGCCUCUCCCUGGCUCCAGCAGGCCUUCUGCUUUGGGCCCUGUAGCUGUCGGUCAGCUUUUUGGUGAAAGAUAUGUUUUUUUUUGUCAUAUUUGGUGCUGUGUAGCAGGAGCUUCUUUUGCCUGCGACCGUCCAGCUCGGCGGUCCGGCCCCGCCCCCCCCCACAAAUUGAUGUUUUUUUCAAUACCGCUGGUCGGUUACCUGUUGCUGCACAGGUAGGUAGGGAUUGAUAUUGAAUAUUUAUUAGUGACAUAGUGGGGAAUAAGAAUGAAACUUUAAGAUUUAUUAUCAUUUAUCUAGUGCCAACAUAUUGUAUAGUGCGUUACAAUUCUAGAAAGAGGAUAUUUUGAGGUGGAGAAUGCCCUGCUCAAACAAGCUUGCAAUCUAUGCGGAUUUGAGGUAGGUUGGUGUAGAUCGUUGGGUAUCUUGGCCAAGUACACUUACUGGAGUCGGAGGAAGGUUUCCCGGUUCUAAGGCAUUGAUGCUACCGAGCUCUAACCAGCCAAUAUUGUUUGAGAUCAAAAUGCACUUUUAUGUAAACUAAGCUACUCUUAGGUUGUGAGUUUUGAGGCUCGAGUUUCAGAAAAGUUCUAAACUGAUAACUGUGUGUUUGCCUAGCUGCAAGCUGUGUGCUGUUUUUUAGUGGAGAAAAUCUUGUAGUUACUCAUUAACUCUUUGUGUGAUGUUCAAAGAGGUGCAGGCCGGGUGCUGGUUUGAAUAUUUUAAAGGCGACAAAGCUUGCAAUUAAAAGGUUAAAACAGUCUCCUUAUGUAAGGUUUACACGAUAUUGUAUUAAAGAUGUUGGGACAUUUGUACUGUGUUAUUUUUUCCUCCCUGAUGUGCAUUAUCAGUCUCCACUUGAAUGCAUUUAUUUAGCUUACACAGGAGCUUGUUAAUGUACUAAAGGCUGACCGACUAUUGUAUAUCAAAGAGCAUUACAUGACUUGAUAAUUAGUAGUGAAAAGGUUUAAAGUAGCAUUUUAGGCUGGAACAGAUACAUUUGUUUGUACAUGAUGCACAUACAUAACAAUAAAAUUCUGCAAAAAUAAGUAUAUGAAAAUAAAAUAAUAAGAACUAAUUUGAUAUUCCUGACUUUGCUGUAAAUUGCCCGGCUUUGCUUCUUCUGCAGUGUGGGAUUUAGCUUACUUACCUUUCUAUAGUAUUACAGAGAUUACCCCAGAAGUAGUCCUUUACGGACACAGCCAGACCUUGUUUCCGUUGUAAUUAAACUGUAGUACAAGCUGAAAGUAAAAACUGCCAUUGAAUUAUAUCAUUAUUUAAAGUAAAAGUUUACUAACAUAAUAGCCUCUGCUUGCAUGUUUGUCUACUGCAUACACGGAGGUAAAUGCCUUAUUCCAAUGCAUCUCUGGGCUUACCUUUGCUACAUGGUGUUUGCCAUCUUUAUAUAAUCUUUUGUCAGGCGCACUGCUCGCCCAGUCAAAGAUUGUGCAGGUAAUUAGGAGUUAAUGCAUUCACAAGUCCUGAUGUGAUGUUCAGGCGUGACUAGGCGUCACAAAACGCGCUCUGAUUUGACGCAGGACACUCACAUUGUACGUGGACUUGGCAGAUAGGUAUAGCCUCCACCCAACGAAGAUUCACAGAUACCCCACCCCAGAGCAAGCUUAAAAAUAUGCAUUUAUUUAUAAGUGUGUAUUGCAAAAUCAGACACAGUCUUUCUUACUGAAAAUAAAAUAUUACACGUAAUAAACAGCGAGGCAAUUUUCCUGAUUCUGUGUACAGCAAUAUAUAUCGAGCAAAAAAAAUAAUGUCAGGCUUGGAGCAAGAAGCACAAAGGGCUAACAGAGCAAAAUUAUUAUUAUUAUAAUAAUUUUUUUUGUCAGAUUGCCCAGUGCAUGGGACAGAUAUUUAUUUAUUUAUUUUUGUAAAUUUUUCUUAUUACUCAAUCAGAGAGCAUUACAGCAAGAUUGUCAAGCAUGGUAGCAAAUGUUAAUAUAAAACACAUCACAUACUGUAGUAAAAUCAACCCCGUAAGAACACACCCUGCACAGGGUAAGAAAACUAGAAAACAGAGAUGCUUAGUACAGGGACAGCAAGCUUAAAUGACCACUAUAGUCACCCAGACCACUUCAGCUCAAUGAAGUGGUCUGGGUACCAGGUCCGCCAGGUUUUAACCCUUCAGAUGUAAACAUAGCAGUUUCAGAGAUGCCUCCCUAAAUAUGAUCAAAUCUUACUUGUAUUCAGUCUGCAGCUGCUGCCUCUUAUCUGCCUGCUGUCUGCCGACAUCAUCAGAAAUGAUUAUGUGAGCCAAUCACAAUGGUUCCUCAUAGGAUUGGCUGAGACCGUCAAGGAGGCAGAAACUGCUAUGUUUACAUUGCAUGGUUAUUCAGCCUCUAGUGGCUGUUUUCCUGACAGCUGCUAGAGGCGCAUCCGCGACGCUCAAUGCGAAAAUCGCAUUGAGCAUGCAGAACGUCCAUAGGAAAGCAUUGAGAAAACCUGUAUAGAGAUUUAUUGUGGGCAACAGCUAUGAAAGCAAGUCUACCUUGAUUAUAUUGGAAACAAACAGAAAAUUCACUGUUCAACCUGUUGGAGAGAGUUGCUGGUAAUGGGAUGAAAUAACAUCUGUCUUGAAGCACAGACUGCAUGUUUGACAGAAAAUAACUGGGCAAGUCAUCUCCUAAUAAGAUGGGGUAGUUCAGCUUUGUCUAUAGAAUGCCACCUUAGCAUUCUACCAGCGCCUCCUAUCUUCCAUAUCAUCCAUGCAAUUUUGAAGCUGGUUUAGGGAAGUCUGUAAUGCCUCCACUGUAUUUUCCAGGGUGGAGAUGUGGUCAUCAUGGACUAUAAUGGUCAGUUCUGUGUAAUGUAUAUACCACAUUAUCCCCUCCCUGAAUUGCCACAUGUGAGCCACAAAGUUGUGACGUAGAUCCUCCAGGAGGCUCUUCAAGGCCUCCUUUGUCACAGAUAAGCCUUGUGCACUCACAAGAGGAGGCGAUAAAGGGCCCCCAACUUGGCACAAAAUUAUUAUUUUAAAAGAAUACUCCAAUAUGCUGUAGUUGUUAUGGAGCUUGGAGUAUUCCUUUAAUUAUAUAAAAAAAAAAACCUUUACCCAGCAUAAUUAACUGUAAGAUACACUGCACAUUGCCCCAAAUACGCGUGGAUUCCUGGAGUACCCCAGUGAUAAAAAUGUAAUUGGUGAUUCAACUACCCCAUUAGCAAAAGAGAAGAGGUAUCAUUCACCAUCGAAUCUGAAUACUUAGGUUGAUUAAUUAAUUUCUGUACAUACCGUAUUUCCCUGAAAAUAAGGCCGGGUUAUAUAUUAAUUUCCCCCGCGAAAAACGCACUACAGCCUUUUUUCAGGAGAGGUCUUAUUUCAGAAAAAAACGUGCUAGAAAGCAGGUCUAUGUUUGGGGGAAUUCCCCCGAAUAUAGACCAAUUCACUAGGGUGUGGAAUCCUGCAAAUCUAUGUUCAGGGAAACUCGCUAAUAGAAUACCGCAAAUCUAUGUUCUGGGAAACUUCCCCGAACAUAGAUUAGCUUACUCGCAAAUAGAAUUUUGCAAAUCUAUGUUGGGAGAAAAUUCCCCGAACAUAGAUUAGCGAACGAUUAGGGCUUAUUUUCAGGGUAGGACUUAUAUCAGGAGCACUCCCCCGAAAAAAGCUAGGGCUUAUUUUCGGGGAAUGUCUUAUUUUCAGGCAAACACGGUAUUAGAGAUUGUUUUCUCUAAUAAACUGACAAGACCACCAUCUCCCACUCUGCUGAAUUUAAGAUUUCUAUCUAUUUUGAUCUAAAUUUGUCAAGUCAGUUGUCAACUCAUAACAAGUCACUGUUUAACAAACUAACCCUUAUGUAUUUGUUAACGCCCUUUGCCCAGGGCUGGGAAUACGCCACUAGAUUUACAGUUAGACAGUAGCUGCAGUACUGCCUGGAACAGGGUGUUCUCAUCACCUUUGUUUGAUACUAUUCCCUUAGCUUGCUAUUUGUUUGUAAUUCUGAUCUAAAGCACAGUAGCUCCACUUUAAAUGGGGACUGAUUUCAAGAGAUGUUGCACCUUGCCAAGCUGUCAAUCAAUCUCCAUCCUGAUUGCUUUAUGUUCCAGCAGCCAGCCAGCAUAGAGCAGUGAUUGGUGCACAUGUUCCCUGUGUCGUAAAGCAUCUCU
Molecule: messenger RNA, 56709 nt
Organism: Pelobates cultripes (western spadefoot toad)
Lineage: Eukaryota; Metazoa; Chordata; Amphibia; Anura; Pelobatidae
Source: the annotation of a GenBank genome assembly